Molecule: messenger RNA, 55420 nt
Organism: Pelobates cultripes (western spadefoot toad)
Lineage: Eukaryota; Metazoa; Chordata; Amphibia; Anura; Pelobatidae
Source: the annotation of a GenBank genome assembly
CCUGCCUGUAUCCCCAGCUCUGUCUAUCCUCCUUCCCUACCUCCAGCCAAUCAGCAGCCAGCGAUCCUUCAUGGGUGGUUGCCAUGGAUACGGUGGGCCGAGCGCUGAGGCCUAGGCCGUGACUGACGCAGCCCAGCCCGGAUCAAUGGGAAGCGGCUUCUGUCACUCUCCCACCGGGUCACCGAGCUGGCAGGAGGGCCCCCCUCAGCCCAGCCCUGUAGGAGACAGGCCGGGAGAGCGCCGGCACCCCACCGCCCCCCUGACCUUCCAUGGACGGCAGUGACUGAGCAGGAGCCCGGGAGAGACCGCAGGCCGCCGCCGCUGGCAUGGCCGGGAACUGCAACAGCUUCAACCCGGGCACCGGGGAGAUCAUCCAGCUCAAUGUCGGGGGGACCAGGUAUACCGGGCCGGCUGCUCUGCUCCAAAUAAAAACUUUCAUAUCAUAGGAAGGGAUGGGGACUGGCCUGUGGGACCCCAGCUGUUAUAAACUACAUUUCCCAUAAUGCCCUCCCUGUCAGUAUAUCAGAGCUCUAUAUGGGAGCUCUCCAAAUAAACACUUUAAUAUCAUAGGAAGGAAUGGGGACUGGCCUGUGGGACCCCAGCUGUUAUAAACUACAUUUCCCAUAAUGCCCUCCCUGUCAGUAUAUCAGGGCUCUAUAUGGGAGCUCUCCAAAUAAACACUUUAAUAUCAUAGGAAGGAAUGGGGACUGGCCUGUGGGACCCCCAGCUGUUAUAAACUACAUUUCCCAUAAUGCCCUCCCUGUCAGUAUAUCAGGGCUCUAUAUGGGAGCUCUCCAAAUAAACACUUUAAUAUCAUAGGAAGGAAUGGGGACUGGCCUGUGGGACCCCAGCUGUUAUAAACUACAUUUCCCAUAAUGCCCUCCCUGUCAGUAUAUCAGGGCUAUAUAUAGGAGCUCUCCAAAUAAACACUUUAAUAUCAUAGGAAGGAAUGGGGACUAGCCUGUGGGACCCCAGCUGUUAUAAACUACAUUUCCCAUAAUGCCCUCCCUGUCAGUAUAUCAGGGCUCUAUAUGGGAGCUCUCCAAAUAAACACUUUAAUAUCAUAGGAAGGAAUGGGGACUGGCCUGUGGGACCCCAGCUGUUAUAAACUACAUUUCCCAUAAUGCCCUCCCUGUCAGUAUAUCAGGGCUCUAUAUAGGAGCUCUCCAAAUAAACACUUUAAUAUCAUAGGAAGGAAUGGGGACUGGCCUGUGGGACCCCAGCUGUUAUAAACUACAUUUCCCAUAAUGCCCUCCCUGUCAGUAUAUCAGGGCUCUAUAUAGGAGCUCUCCAAAUAAACACUUUAAUAUCAUAGGAAGGAAUGGGGACUAGCCUGUGGGACCCCAGCUGUUAUAAACUACAUUUCCCAUAAUGCCCUCCCUGUCAGUAUAUCAGGGCUCUAUAUGGGAGCUCUCCAAAUAAACACUUUAAUAUCGCAGGAAGGAAUGGGGACUGGCCUUUGGGACCCCCAGCUGUUAUAAACUACAUUUCCCAUAAUGCUCUCCCUGUCAGUAUAUCAGGGCUCUAUAUGGGAGCUCUCCAAAUAAACACUUUAAUAUCAUAGGAAGGAAUGGGGACUGGCCUGUGGGACCCCAGCUGUUAUAAACUACAUUUCCCAUAAUGCCCUCCCUGUCAGUAUAUCAGGGCUCUAUAUAGGAGCUCUCCAAAUAAACACUUUAAUAUCAUAGGAAGGAAUGGGGACUAGCCUGUGGGACCCCAGCUGUUAUAAACUACAUUUCCCAUAAUGCCCUCCCUGUCAGUAUAUCAGGGCUCUAUAUGGGAGCUCUCCAAAUAAACACUUUAAUAUCGCAGGAAGGAAUGGGGACUGGCCUUUGGGACCCCCAGCUGUUAUAAACUACAUUUCCCAUAAUGCUCUCCCUGUCAGUAUAUCAGGGCUCUAUAUGGGAGCUCUCCAAAUAAACACUUUAAUAUCAUAGGAAGGAAUGGGGACUGGCCUGUGGGACCCCAGCUGUUAUAAACUACAUUUCCCAUAAUGCCCUCCCUGUCAGUAUAUCAGGGCUCUAUAUGGGAGCUCUCCAAAUAAACACUUUAAUAUCAUAGGAAGGAAUGGGGACUGGCCUGUGAGACCCCCAGCUGUUAUAAACUACAUUUCCCAUAAUGCCCUCCCUGUCAGUAUAUCAGAGCUCUAUAUGGGAGUUCUCCAAAUAAACACUUUUAUAUCAUAGGAAGGAAUGGGGACUGGCCUGUGGGACCCCCAGCUGUUAUAAACUACAUUUCCCAGAAUGUGCUCCCUGUCAGUAUAUCAGGGCUCUAUAUGGGAGCUCUCCAAAUAAACACUUUUAUAUCAUAGGAAGGAAUGGGGACUGGCCUGUGGGACCCCCAGCUGUUAUAAACUACAUUUCCCAUAAUGCCCUCCCUGUCAGUAUAUCAGGGCUCUAUAUGGGAGCUCUCCAAAUAAACACUUUAAUAUCAUAGGAAGGAAUGGGGACUGGCCUGUGGGACCCCAGCUGUUAUAAACUACAUUUCCCAUAAUGCCCUCCCUGUCAGUAUAUCAGGGCUCUAUAUGGGAGCUCUCCAAAUAAACACUUUAAUAUCAUAGGAAGGAAUGGGGACUGGCCUGUGGGACCCCAGCUGUUAUAAACUACAUUUCCCAUAAUGCCCUCCCUGUCAGUAUAUCAGGGCUUUAUAUGGGAGCUCUCCAAAUAAACACUUUAAUAUCAUAGGAAGGAAUGGGGACUGGCCUGUGGGACCCCAGCUGUUAUAAACUACAUUUCCCGUAAUGCCCUCCCUGUCAGUAUAUCAGGGCUCUUUAUGGGAGCUCUCCAAAUAAACACUUUAAUAUCAUAAGAAAGGAUGGGGACUGGCCUGUGAGACCCCAGCUGUUAUAAACUACAUUUCCUAUAAUUCCCUCCCUGUCAGUAUAUCAGGGCUCUUUAUGGGAGCUCUCCAAAUAAACACUUUUUAAUAUCAUAGGAAGGAAUGGGGACUGGCCUGUGGGACCCCAGCUGUUAUAAACUACAUUUCCCAUAAUGCCCUCCCUGUCAGUAUAUCAGGGCUAUAUAUAGGAGCUCUCCAAAUAAACACUUUAAUAUCAUAGGAAGGAAUGGGGACUAGCCUGUGGGACCCCAGCUGUUAUAAACUACAUUUCCCAUAAUGCCCUCCCUGUCAGUAUAUCAGGGCUCUAUAUGGGAGCUCUCCAAAUAAACACUUUAAUAUCACAGGAAUGGAUGGGGACUGGCCUGUGUGACCCCCAGCUGUUAUAAACUGCAUUUCCUUUAAUGCCCUCCCUGUCAGUAUAUCAGGGCUCUAUAUGGGAGCUCUCCAAAUAAACACUUUAAUAUCAUAGGAAGAAAUGGGAACUGGCCUGUGGGACCCCCAGCUGUUAUAAACUACAUUUCCCAUAAUGCCCUCCCUGUCUGUAUAUCAGGGCUCUAUAUGGGAGCUCUCCAAAUAAACACUUUAAUAUCAUAGGAAGGAAUGGGGACUGGCCCAUAGGACCACAGCUGUUAUAAACUACAUUUCCGAUUAAUGCCCUCCUUGUCAGUAUAUCAGGGCUCUAUAUGGGAGCUCUCCAAAUAAACACUUUAAUAUCAUAGGAAGGAAUGGGGACUGGCCUGUGGGACCCCCAGCUGUUAUAAACUACAUUUCCCAUAAUGCCCUCCCUGUCAGUAUAUCAGGGCUCUAUAUGGGAGCUCUCCAAAUAAACACUUUAAUAUCAUAGGAAGGAAUGGGGACUGGCCUUUGGGACCCCAGCUGUUAUAAACUACAUUUCCCUGAUGCCCAGCCUUCCAAAGUGGAAGAGUGAAGGGCACUCUAUUAGUCCUUCCUGACUUAGAGAUUUUACUGUGUUUUAGCAUUUUAGUUAUGGUUUGGUUAUCAUGCUCCAUAUUUUAAAAUUAAGAGGUUUAUGUUACCAAUCAGAACACAUAAUGCUCAGAGUUCGGUUGAAUGGUAAUUGCUUUAGCAUUUGUAUGGCUAAAUAUUACAGGGUGUGUAGUUCUUAGUAUCCAUAGUGUUAAAGGGGACCUGUCAUGCCCCAAAUAACAUAUGUUCAUACGAUUCUGUCUAUACAUUGUGCUGGCAGUUUUGCUAGCAAAUGUAUAGAUUAGGAGAAAAACAUAUUUAAAAAUAGGUUUAUAUGUGUCUUGCAGAACAUAUGGGGGGAAGAAAUUAGUGUGUAACAGCUGGGGUGCUAAAAGGAAGGAAUCUCUACUUCAUAGUAGUUGAUAUGGCAAACAUUAAGGUGAAGGAAUUCCGCGGACAGCUGGGGUGCCAAGUGACAUUACAUCAGAGCAACAGGAUGGCCAUUCUAUAAAUUUUUAGGGACUUAUCAUAUGGGGCAGAAAUAAUUUCAAUGCAGUUCAUAAGGAUAACAUUCCAUCACUGCUGAAUAAAUCUGUUUCUACUGCUAUUUAUUGUUUGUACUGAGCCACUACUGGCAGUGUAAGAGAGGGCCUGCCAUCUAUCCACCUUGUCUGGGGUUAGCAUGCUGUAAAUUCUGUUGCCAGACACAGAAGUUGCACAAAAUUGAUGUUAAGGGAGUUUACUAGUGGGCUGAUUGACAACCCAGAGAAGUGUUCAAACACAUAGAGAAGAAAAUGAUUUGGUUAAGCGAUGUGGACUUUGUAUUGCCUGAUGUCCGAAACAUGUAUUUCAGGCGCUGGGCAUCCAUAUUUAUUUAUUUUUAACCGUUAGCUCUGCCACAGGCAAGCAGCAGGACUGCUAUACAGAGACAAGUUCAUGGUAGGGAGUGUGAUGCCUGCACCUCUAGUGGGCGCAGACCUCGGUAAUCGCUCUUUCCUGGCUCUUUCUUAUGAGUCUGAGUGCAGCUUCCAGGAUUCCCAGCAUGCUUUCUGACUGACAGCAAACUGCAAAGGAACUAUUCCUGAAAUCUGCACUCGCCAGGGCUGCAGACCUCUCUUUACCAUUUAGACUGCCAGGGAAUAUGACACCCAGCAGGACAACCAGGGAGCCUGGAAAAUCCACCAGGAAAGCUAAGCAGGAGCGGGCAACCAAAAGAGAGUACCCAUACACUACAUAUAGUUAGCACACAACACAAAUGCACACUAUAUGCAGCCAGCACAAACCACACACGUUACAUACGACAAGCGCACCACAAACACAUUACAUGCUUUUAGUACACACCGUAUACAUUUCAUAAAGCCAGCAUACACCACACACUCUACACACAUCACAUGCAGUUAGUACACACUGUAUGCAUUUCAUACAGCCAGCAUACACCGCACACAUUACACACAUCACGUGCAGUUAGUACACACUGUAUGCAUUUCAUACAGCCAGCAUACACCACACACUCUACACACAUCACAUGCAGUUAGUACACACUGUAUGCAUUUCAUACAGCCAGCAUACACCGCACACAUUACACACAUCACAUGCAGUUAGUACACACUGUAUGCAUUUCAUACAGCCAGCAUACACCGCACACACUACACACAUCACAUGCAGUUAGUACACACUGUGUGCAUUUCAUACAACCAGCAUACACUGCACACACUAUGCACAUUACAUGCGGCCUCACACACCACACACAUUACAACCAGCUGACACCCACCAAACAUAUACACAAUAAAGAAGGACAGAGGGAAAGACUCCAAACUUCAAAAGCUUAGUGUCUCUUUAUUGGCAUUUGCAAUAAAAGGGAGUGUCUGGGAUACACAUUCAAGAUAAACAAGUGUAAUAUACACUGUCUGAUUUUGCUCUCCUUUAAUUGCUUGCAGAACUUUGCUCUCUAUCUGAACAUUACUAUCAGAGUGAAACUAUAAUGAUUCAUAACAAUGCAGGACAAGGCUCAAUACCAUAUGCCACACCUCCCAACAUGAGACCCAUGGAAUGAGGACAGGGUGAACCACAUCAAUAGUAAUGCCCAUAAUGGGCCUGCCUGGUAAAGAGCCAGCCUUUAGGACCAUGCUGAAGCAAAUGCUCCCAUAUACUUAUGCAUGCAUAAUGGUUCAUUCUAUUCACAAAAGGCAUAUAAAUUUCAGCCCUGUUUGCACAAACCGCCAAAUUGCAACCAAAUCACUUUCAGUGGUUUGAUUUAAUUCCAUUGAUGUGGGCCAGGGUAGUUGCACCUGCAGCCUUUUGCAUAUCCUAGCUAUACACUCUCUCAGAAUUUCUCCAACUUACUACAUCCUUAGCCUCUCUCCCUCCCACCUCCGAGUACUUAACUUUCAAAAACUUCUCAUUGAGCUGCAUUGCGAAGCCUGUGAUAGGACAUGCACAGAAAGUCUGGGUUGGGGAAAAAGGGGAAGGGUUUGCAAAGGCUGCAGACAAGAUAUCUGCAGCUUUUGCAAGCUAUUUUUAUAUAGACUCCCAAUGAAUAAAUGCAUAUUUGAAUGCAUGCAUGUUUUCAUUUUCACUUUCAUUUCAUUUUCUCUUCUUUUUUUUUUUUUUUGAGCAGAGGUGUCCCUUUAAGUAAUUCAGAGUUUUUAACUAAAGUCUGAAUGUUCCUUGUUUGGAUUAACAAAAUUAAUCACUGCAAAACAAAUAGUCUCAUAUGUGAGUUUGAUGUUUUUAGCUUAUAUCACAUAUCAUUUUUUUUGUUUUAAAUUUCUCUUUAUUGAAAUAAUUUUUCCUUUAUACACACAUUUAUAUAAUCUUAGUUUACAUUGAUUUGAAAAAAUCCAGAUACAUAAACCAUAAAACAUAUAAUUAAAAGCAAUAUUAUUAUUUUUAUUUCUUGUCUCCUUCUGUGUCUCAUGGAAUACUGACUCUAUAAGGGCCAGUGUAUAUGAUAUAUUGUUUAACUAGCACGCUACUCUCUUUUGAGGUGUGGACACCAUAAAUCUCAUUGCUUAUAUACUCAUUGUUAAAUCUAUUAUAGUGUGAAGCCCCUAGUGGCUUUGUGACCGGAGCUAGUGGUGUAGGGAUUGCAAAAUGUAUUGUCUUGAGCCAAUAUAAACUCUACUUUUCUCAUUUAUCUACAAAUGUCCAGGACAUAGUAUUGCAUUAGAAUGAUUUAGUCGUGUAUAUAAAGGAACACAAGUAGAGUCAAGAGUUCAAAUUCAGUAGAAGUUUUGAAAGUUGUUUAUUUUUUUACAUUUAUUGCUCCAAGCAAUAAUUAUUUUAUAGUACACAUUUACUUUAUUUAAAAAGUGAUGCCAAUUUUGUAAAAUUCCAACCUUUGUGUAACCAAGAAAGUGUAGAAAUACUCCAGAAUUGUUGUGUUAGUAUUAAGCAUCCUGCUGCAGUCUGUGUCUAAACAACAAUUUUAUUUUGUGUUUUUUCAGGUUCAGUACAUCAAGGCAAACACUAAUGUGGAUUCCCGACUCUUUCUUUUCCAGGUUAGUUAAACUGCAUGACUAUUUUUUACAUUGUUGAGAUGGGGUGCUAUUAAAAAAAUAAGUUACAAAGUCACUCACUAUAGUGAGAAUUCAACAGGAUUUUCAUAUUAAAGGGACACUAUAGUCACCAGAACAACUACAGCUUAUUGGAUUUGUUCUGGUGAGUAGAAUACUUACCUUCAGGAUUUUUGCUGUAAACACUGUCUUUUCAGAGAAAAUGCAGUGUUUACAUUACAGCCUAGUGAUAACUUCACUGGCCACUCCUCAGAUGUCUGUUAGAGAUCCUUCCUGGGUCAUGGCUGCCUAAAAUGCAUCCAAACAUUCAGUGUCUCCUCCCUCUGCAUGGAGACACUGAACUUUUCUCAUAGAGAUUCAUUGAUUCAGUUCAUCUCUAUGAGGAGAUGCUGAUUGGCCAUUGCUGUGUUUGAAUUGUGCUGGCUCUGCCCCUUUUGCAAGCUGUUUUUAUACAGACUCCCAAUGAAAAAAAAUGCAUAUUUGUCAGUCUCAGCCAAUCCCAUGGGGACGCAUUAUGAUUGGAUCAGGCCACCACUUCUGAUGAUGUCAGCAGACAGCUUGUUUUUCUGAGGCAAACGGCAUGCAGAGUUACAGCUUCAGUCUUGAAUACAAGUAAGAUUUUACUAUUUUUAGGGAGGCAUAAUGGGGACCAGGGUGGCUAGAUUGUGGUUUUAACCCUAUAGGGUCAGGAAUACAUGUUUGUGUUCUUGACCCUAUAGUGCUCCUUUAAAUAUGCUUCAGUUUCGCUACUUGGGACUACAAUUUAAAAUUCACUUUGAAUUCACACUUCAGUGAAAAACACAUGAGUCUUCUUAUAAUUUAUCAAUUUUUAAAAAAUUUUUUUUUAUUAAACAGUGAAUUAUAAUCAAUUUAAAAUAAAUUGGAAAGGGUAGGCCAAAAUAUUGAGUUGGAAAUUUUUUAUUCAGAUGAUGUAUUUAGUUAGUGUUAAGCAACGUGUCUGUAUCGGUUUACCAAAAUCCACUUACAAGUGGAUAAAACAUAGAUAUUUAUUCACUAAAUAUUGAAUGGUAGUGAAUUUAAAACAUAAUUGCAAAAAUAACUGGUUUGUAAAAAUUCUCCACCAUCGCUAUAGCUACUGCAUAAAGGAAGACUGUAGUAUGAGAAACACAAAUGUGUAUUCCUGACACUAUAGUGCUUAAAGGGAUACUAUAAGUGCCAAGAAAACAAAGCUGUAUUCAUGGCACUAAAGCUCCUUCUGCCCCCCGCCCAGGUGAAGAAAAGAUUUAAAAACCCUUAAUUACUUACCUGAUCCCAGAACUGAUGUCACUCGGUGCUGGGUUCGUGACUCCGCCUCCUCUGGCAUCCCGCGACGAGUAAACCUCCCCAUAGGAAAGGAUUGAAUCAGUGCUUUCCUAUGGGGAAAAAAAUCAGAGGCUGGAUUUCGUCAUGCAGAGCGUGAGGACGUCCAGCAUCAGAUACUGGACCAUAAGUCCAUUACUAUCCAGAAGCGCCUCCAGUGGCCAUCUGGGAGACAGCCACUGGAGGCAGACUUAGUGCUGCAAUGUAAACACUGCAGUUUCUCUGGAAAUUGCAGCACUAGGUGCAAUAGGGACACUGCACCCAGACCACUUCAAUGAGCUGAAGUGGUCUGGGAGCCCAUAGUGCCUCUUUAACUGUUUAGCUUCCCUGCUUCCCACCGAUCACAUGGGACAAUUCUCUCUAAGUGGUGCUUAGUUAGACUCCACUCUUUUGUCAAAUUUGUCAAGCGCUGGAAAAAUACAUAAGACAAAGUAGUCCCUUCUUUGUGUUAUGUUUUAAAUUGAAAUAGUUCAGAAAAUAAGAACAGAUUGGGAAAGAGGAAGAGGAAACAAUAGGAGAAAGGUAUGUUUUAGGUGACAGUCACUUUAAAAACUGACUGCUUCAUUGUUACUGUGUAACUGUAUAUAUCUGCUAUAUAAAGUGUAUUUAUAGUUGCACUGUAUCUCUUCUAUUGUAUGUGUACUAUUGUAUUAGUCUGUGCUCCCCAGGACAUACUUGAAAAUAAGAGAAAUAUCAAUGUACCGUAUAUACUUGAGUAGAAGCCGAGUUUUUCGGCACAUUUUUUGUGCUGAAAAAGCCCUCCUCGGCUUAUACUCGAGUCACUGUCUGUAUUAUGGCAACUUACAUUGCCAUAAAACAGACCAGGACCGCCGGGCUUAUAAUGGGGGCCGGAGCAAGCUGUUGCUUACCUUACUCCCCCGUUCAGCUCACAGUGUAAGUCUCGCGAGACCCGGGGCACGCAGACCGCGAGACUUACACUGGGAGCUGAACGGGGAAGCUGAACGGAGGUGAUCGGAGCUGCUAAAAAAAGGUAAGUAACAGCUUGCUCCCAGCCCCCACUGCACAGCCAAUGCCACUUGACCACCAGGGAAUGAGAGAGCCCCCCUCACUGGCCAGGUAACAAGCAGGGGUGGGGGGGUGGGCUAAAAAAUAAAAUGAAACAAAUAAUUAUAAUAAUAAAUUAUUUUAAAAAUAUUAAAAUAAUAAAAAUGCCCUCCCCCCACCCAGUUUACACACACACACACACACACACACACACACACACUACACUACACUACACACACACACUCUGCAUUAUAUACACACACACACACUCUGCAUUAUAUACACACAGAGUGAUGAUAUUUUGCCCUCAAUACAUAAUUGAUAUUUUUCCAUCUUUAAUAUUACUACUGUUAGAGUAUCCUUAGAAAAUCUAAUAUAUGUGUAUUAUGAUACUAAAGAUUUUGAAUGUAAACGUACAAUAUUAAAAUUGGUGUGCAUAUUAUCUAAUUCAAAUUUUAAAUUUUUGCAGUCUGCUAAGUGGAAGAAUUUCAACACUACGGGAUGAAACUGGAGCUGUAAGUUUUUGUUUUUACCAGUAUUGAUAUCUUGUAUGAUACCUAGAGUUAAUAUUUCUGGCAUGAUUGGAUAAGUGACUUCUCUGUUGUGCGAGGUGGUCCUUUCAAUGGCUAAGUUUCACCUACAUAGUUUUCCCUAAAGUGCUUAUGGUGCUUAUAGUAACUCAUUAAUAAUGAGUGAAUGUAAAGGUAAACUAUAGUCACCAGAACCACAGCCUAAUGUUGUUCUGGUGUCUACAGCAUGUCGCUGAGAAAAGGCAAUGUUUACAAUACUGCCCAGGAACACCUCUUGUGACAGUCACUCAGACAGCCACCAGAGGUGCUUCCUGGGUCAGUGCUGCAGUUUUCAGCACUGACAUUUAGGAUUUCCACCCUCUGCAUGGAGAUGCUGAACGCUCCCCAUAGAGAUGCAUUGAUUCAAUGCAUCUCUAUGGGAAAAUGCUGACUGGCACAGCACUGCAUUUUGCCACGCAUGCACAAUAACCUCCCAAUGCUUUCCUAUGGUAAAUUGGUUGAGAUCGUCAAAUUUGAUGAUCUCAGCCAAGGAGGCGGGGCGGGGCGGGGCCAGCUGUGACAAGACCGGUGUUAUGCUGGAAAUAAGGUGAGUAAAAUCACCUUGUUAAUUGGGGUCAGCCACGAAACAGCUUUUUUAGGACUUUAGUGUCAGGAAUACAUGUUUGUAUUCCUGACACUAUAGUGUUCCUUUGAAGGGAUUUCCUUUUGUUUAGUAUCACUCUAUCCAUAGAAGGAUUCUUUAUUACAAGCUACCGUUAGGUUGCAUUGGAAUUGCGGUUUUAUUCAUGCCUUUGGAUAUAGUAAAAAAACCAAAAAAAACUACACACACAAAUCAAAGAAUCCUUACUCCAAAUUAUACUGGAAUUAAAGUUUAUUCACUUGCAAAACUGAACUGGCCAUGUUUUGACCUUUUGGGAGGUAUUUGUGGAGCCCUCGUCAGUAUUAUAAGUUGAAUAUACUCCAUUACCAGCACAGUUCGGACUAAGGAUUCUUUCAUUUGUUUACUACAAUUUGGGAACCUAAAGGUGGAGGCCUCCUGACCGUCCAGGAUUAGUAAGUACAUCUUCCGUGUUAUUUCGCUUUUAGAGAUGGCAAAACCUUAAUAUUGGUUUAUUUCCAACAUUCCUGCUUCGACUUUUCCCAUCAGCCAUUCGGAGUGAUGGCUAUUAAAAAUGGCAUCCUCUUGCAUGGCAUUUUUUUGGCAUAAACACAAAAAUGAUCUGUAAAGACUUUUACCAGAUCUUCCAUAAGAUACGAAGAACUUGACUUUUUUAAAUAUAUGAGAGAAAUGUAUAUGUGACAUGGCUUCUGGCUUGCCAAGAAACAAAAAAAUAAUAAUAAUGUAACACUGAGAGAGGAAGAAGUCCCUACUUCCUCCUCCUUUUCCUACCUUGCUGUCCCAUUCAGUGGGCAUUGUAAGUACACAGACUCAUCUUUAAGCCAAUUUUUUUUUAAUAUUUUGUAACCGUCACUUGUUAUAGUGACAGAGAGAGGGAUCUUAACUGAUCAUUUCUCCUCUCUCCACUACCUUCUUUAUUGGUUUUUAGAACCUAGAGGUUUAAUCUAACAGGAACUGUGUCUCUAGUGUACUGUCAUACAUGUGCAAAAGUAAAAAAAAUAGCGGUGUAUGCAAAAGUGCAGGAUCCUAAGUAAAUGCUGCAGCGCAGUGAGGGGCAGUGCCAUAGAUAUUUAAUGUACAAAAAGUAUAAAGCCAUUUCACAUCAGCUCAUCAGCUGUCAGACAGCAGUGACAACUGUUAAAGUUCCAGCAUUUUUUUUGCCGUGUUUUGUUAAAAAAAUCAUCUUGUUCAUAAUACAAAGUAAUCCUUAAUUUUUCUUAUAUUUUUUUUUUUGCUUUAUAUGUCAGUGUAAUGCUAAAGCUUUCUUUCAGGUUUUUCAGAAAAAAAUUUUUUGUGAAAAUCUCACAAAUGACACUGCUGCUUUAAUAUAAUGUGCAGGACAAACAUGGCUUUGAAAGGCGAAAAUAAAUCAAAAGUCUAAAUUUUAAAUCAAAAUCUGUUUCCGGUGGUGGUAGUUUCUGUUUCCCUCACAUGGUAAACUGACAUGUUGCAAGGUGAGAGGCAAAUUUAAGUUGCACCUCCAGUGCAUUCCAGUCAUUAUGCUACAUGUCCUUUUUCAGGUGCUGUCAUGCAUCUUCCUGGACUCCCUGCAUACGCAGUCACAGGCCACAUACAGACAAGUAUUGGACCUUUUACCCAUUUAUUGGGUGUCUAGAUAUGACUGCUCCCUACUAAAAAAAAAAACCAAAGCAUAAAAGCACAGCUUAUUGUAAUGCACCAUCACUUUCAAAGUAAUUCCUCUUUCAGGCUAAUUUUUUCGCUCUCUAAUGUUUUUAAUUGGGAAUAAUCUUGUGCAUAUUCACAAAUAGAACUUUUUAUUGUAGAUUAUUGAAGGAUUGUGUACGUUCUAGAAUUACACAUUUCAGUCUUUCAGAAGCCAAAGAACAGAUGGUUUUUGAAUGCUAGUGCUGACUAAUCAAAAUGUAUCCCAUCAGAUUUUUAGUAAGGCUUUAUAAUUGGUUAUCUGAGUCUAUUGUAUAAUCUGUUUCAUCAUACUGCUUGGUUUUAUUGUCUACUGCACCAUCUAGUGGUAAUUGUAAACAUUUCUGCUUGAAGGUAAAAUGUUCUAAAUUACUGUCAUUGUACGUAUAUCCUUUGGUAGAAAUGAGAGAACUAUAUAAACCAGAGUUCGUUUUAUGAACCCUUACAAUGCAUAUUCUUUUUAUUAUGGGUUUUACAAUGGGAUAUGCUUGAUAGAAGCAGGUUUCCUCUCUCAUCUUUCCACUGCCCUCCUUUUCCACAUAUUUUAUUUUCCAUACAUUUUACUAGCCAUCAUGCAUGGUAUUACUUGCCUUCUGUCCUAUUGUGCUUCCAUUUUAUUUUACUCCCUGUCCUCUGGAUUGUAAGCUUUUUUCAGUAUUGCCUUUUACUCUAUAUAUUUCUGAUGAAACUAAUGUAUCUGUUUUUUUUUAUAUCCCAAAUGCAAAACUGUAAAAUGCUGUUGAAUAUUGGCACUAUAUAAAUAAAAAUGAUUGACUAAUAAUGAUUUUGCAUAAUUUAUCAAAAUAAGUUGAUUCAUAUUGGAGAACUUUCACUGUAAUUAGAUGAACCUCUCUCUGCUAUCAGCAAUAGUAUCUUUAAACAAACUGGCUUGUGAUUGCUUCUGACUUUGAUUGCUGAUACAUGCUGAAAGAGUGCAUGCACCUCUAUGCUGUGCACAGGCAUCAUAGGCUAGCCAUCACUGCUAUAGACCCAAUGUAAUGUUUGGUACAUAAGCUCCAUUGAAUCUCCCAUUACAUAAAACCGACAAACAAUAUAGUUUAGCAAAUCUUAUGCAUCAGUGAAAUACAAUGUUACAUAGCAAUGGAGAAAUAUCAACCUGCUUUUAAUUGGUAUUAAAGAAUUAACAUUACUUAUCUUGAUAUGUUACUUUUUUAUAUGCAACUCAAUAAAAAAAAUAUAUAAUUUCAACAUUUAUUCUCUUUGUGUUUUUUUGGGGGGCUAUGAAAUAAUAGAAUUUAGGUUCACUCUGGGCUCAACAAAUCCCAGGCAGCAGCAAUGCAAUGUUAAUCUCUUGCAAUGGCAACUAGAACUUUUGUCGUUGCACGUGGGUGUUUGUCAGCAUUUUCAACACUGGCCACCUCCUUAGUUGGGGGGCAGUGAGCAGUGGAGGCAGGUGGCAGGGGAGCAGUAAUCUUCCUGCUCCUCUUGCUCUGCUCCCUCACGUGCCCUGCUGUGAUACUGGGGUAUGAUGCUAUUCCGGCAUCUCUAAACAAUGAGCAAGGUAGCAGAGCAGGAAGAGCUUGAAGAUGACUGGAUCAGAUCCACUCCAACUCUCCCAAAGGCAAGGAGGCUGGGUGGACUUAAAUUAAAAAAAUAUUUGUGUGUAUGUUUGUGUCUGUCAGUAAAUAUGUGCGAGAAUUCAUGCUUUCAUUCUAAAAAUACAAGGCAAGUUCAUGGCCACAAAAAGCCAAGUGAAAAAACUUAUACAUUGCAUAAAACAUCUGGUGUGUCACAUCAGAAUAUAUUUAUUAUCUUAAUAAUAAGUUAAAUGCCUAUGACGUUUGGUUCUAGUCUUUUUUAUGUGUACAUUUAUAGGAACACAAAAGUGUCAGGACUACAAACCUGUAUUCCUGCACUAUAAUGUUAAACUAAUUAUUUAGGUGUUUUUACUUACCUUUUUUUUUUUUUUUCAUGUCGUGCCUAUCUUGCCACGGGUGGCCCCGGCCCAUGGCCGAGAUCCUCAGUCUUGAUGAUCUCAGCCAAACCAAUGCUUUCUCAUAGGAAAGCAUUGGGAGGCUCUGGUGCAUGCAUGGCAAAACGCCACGCUGCACCAGUCCACAGAGAUGUACUAAAAUGAAUGCAUCACUAUGGAGAAUGUUCAGCGCCUCCGUGCAGAGCGUGGAGACGCUGCACACUGUGCAGUACUGACUAGGAAGCAUCUCUAGUGGUUGCGAGAGUUACUACCACUAGAGGUAUUACUAGGCAGCAAUAUAAAAGCCUGCAGGGAGAGGGUAUAGACACCACAAUCACUAAAUUAAGCUGUAGUGGUUCUGGUGACUAUAGUGUUUUUGUUGUUGAAAAUAAAGCGAUGUUAAAAAGAAAAUAGUCUCCUAACUUUUUUUAGCUGCCUCCUAGAUUCAAAGCAAAUUUGUCAAGUCCUUGUUUAAGUAACAGAGUCUAAUUUUCUAAUUAAAUAUUCGUGCUCUUGAUCAUCUUUAAUGUAAUCCUAUUGUAGAUAUGGCCUAUCUCAAAUUCAUAUUUAUGCCUCAUACUCACUUCCUGCGACAAAACUGACAUAGUGCUUCCAUUCUGCAGUGUAAUGAUAAAAAAAAGAAAAAAAUCUUUACGGGGCAAUAAUGAUUUGGAAAUAUAUUGCAUUUUACUUAAGGUUUUAAGUGUUUUUUCAUGAAUAUGUUAAGAGGUCUAUUAAGUUUAAUUGGCUCUAUAAAAUGCAUAUUCAAGAAAACGUAAGUGGAAGUUUAUUGGUGAUGGGGAAAUGGGACGUGUGUUUUUGGAAUUAACACUUCUACCAGUAAGUUCUUGCUAUUUAUUUUACUGUAAUUCUUCUUGUGGUCAUUUUUAUUUAUUUAUUUUAACAGAUAUUUAUUGAUCGAGAUCCAACUGCUUUUGCACCAAUUUUAAACUUUCUCCGAACAAAGGAGCUUGAUUUAAGGUAAGGGGAAAAAAAAUCUUCUUUCUGUAUUAUGUUCAUUUAAAAUUCUUUGACCGUUGUUUUUCCAUAUUUUAAAAUGGUAUAUGGCAAAUUGGAAAGCAGGGUUUAAAAUAGGAAAAUAAGAAAAAGAAAACUGUAGACAAAAAGGGAUUUUGUUUUUUUGUUUUUUUGUUGUUUUUUAUUUUUUCAAAUUGAACUUUAGAGGUUAAUCAACUUACCUAGCAGGUGUUAAUAAACCCCUUUUUUGUCCAUGAAAAACAUUUGAUGAUACAAAAGUCAUCCAAUCCUUAGUGGGGAAGGAUUGGACUGUUUCGACAGUGAAAUAAAAGUAAGGAUUAGUGCGAUGUCUACGUUUAACAGAUAAGGGGGGACCAUUCAUUUUAACAGAUGACCUAAGAUAGUCAAUUGUAAAAGAAUUGACUGACAAGUGUUCUAAAAAAAGAAAAAAGGUGGGAUAGUUAAUAUAAAAUAUUUACACAGUAAGACAAACACUACGUAGGCUUUACAAUACAUAAAAAGUGUGUUUUAGGCACCUACUAAAGGGCAGAGUUGCCAUUAUAUACGCAUAUUAACCACUCGAAGUGCAUACAAUGUCAUUUCCAACCUGACCUCUCUAUUUAUAAAGUGGAUAUAACACAUAUUGUUACCUUGAAGAUAUUAAAAUGUUAAGCGGAAAAAAAAAAUGUAAGUCUAUUGUGUAGUAAAUUUUAUACUAUCAAAUAUAUUAAACAAAAAAAAAUGAAAAUCUCUCGCAGACAGGCAGCACAAUGAAAAUUGUGCAAACGUGUAUUUGAACUCUGCUCUCAAAACUUUUGGCACACUCUCAGGUUAUAAACUAAACCUUACAAAUGCCUCGGCAAUGCGAGCAUGGCACUCAUUAAGUCUACCUAUCCCAUCUGGUUUACUAUGGAGUCAUUUAAAAACCUGGGAAUUUACAUAACAGCCGGGCCUAACACACUAUAUGAAAAUAAUGACUCUCCUGAGCCCUGUUCAGAGACCUAGACAUAUGGGUGGACAAGCCAUAUCUCCUGAAUAGGUGGUAAAAAUGAUUAUCGCCCCCCUCACAUUGGUCUUUCUACUUCAGCUUUUGCCAGUUCUGUCAAAACAAAAGGAACAGGGUUGCCUGUUGGAUUUUAUACCAGCCUAGACAGGCAGGUGGGCUGGGGCUACCUCAUCUAUAUAUCUUUUACCUAUCUGCCCAGUUGACCCAAAUAGUCAUGUGGCAUUCCCCUCCAGAUCAAAGGAAGCAAGUAGUUCUGGAGUCGCUACUCGCAGCUUUCUGAUCUCCCUCUAUUUUACAUAAGUGUACCAAGGGGACAGACACCAGUACUACACACCAAUUGUACAGCAGUCCUAAACUCCCUUCGCAUUUUGGACCCCACUUCGGAGCAAAGUUCUCCUUGACCUCCGCUCCGACCCCGUACCUAAGACACAAGCCUUUUCUCCUGGCAUUAACCCUAAAGACUUCAGGGACCUGGAUUAUGCCUAACUGCAAAUGUGGUUACUUAUCGUAAAACAACUACUUCAUACAACAAAGGGUAAGAAUGUCCUUAAGAGAUCACUUCAGAUCUAUUCAAUUAAGAGACUUCGCUGCUCGUAGCAACACGAAACAAGCUACCCAGAUUUCCCUAACGAUAUUCGAAAGUCUAUGCACAUAGGAAGCCCCCCAAAAUGGGUUGAUCUCCAAGAUCUACACACACCUCUACACUUAAUAAAACGAUUAGGGCAUACUCUUAUACGCUGAACUGUGGGAACAAGACCUGAAUUAGACAUUGGGGGGCGAGGGGGUGGGCUGGAGGGGUAUGGGAGGCAAACUCUAAAUCCUCCAUCUGUGUUACGUUGCAGGAACAAUUAUUUAAAACCCUGUUCUGCUGGUACACCACACCUGUUAAAUUAUUUAAUAUGCGGAAGGCUGAGUCUUGACGAUGGAGGUGUUGUGGACACAGGAACAUUUAUCAUCACAUGUGGUGGUCAUGUCUGGUAGUGGCAUCAUUCUGGGAAGGAAUGAGAUCUCUUACAUCCCGCAUCCUCCAGAGAACAGUCCACUUGAAUCCUUGGAAAUUCAUUCUAUCCAAACCUUCAAAUUGAUUCAGCUUUCACAAGCAUAAACUCAUGAAUAGAAUCAUGUAGGCGUCUCACAGAUCUCUCGCUCAGUAUUGGCUGAAAGAUGAGAUACCUCCGCUUGAGAGAGUGAAACAUAAAAAUUUCUCUUACCUCACCUCUUCUUUCUUUAGUUUCUCUUCACCUGACCCUCCCUUUCCAUUCUCAUGGAAAAGCCUUGAUACUUUUUCCUCUUAUACUUGGGAUACCGCCUACACAUAGUUCAAAGGAAUACUGUGGCCCACUCCUAAAAGUGCAGCAAGAAUGAAAGCCAUAGCUUAAAUAGAAUCUAGCAGUAGUCUAAAUUAACUAUGGUAUGCAACACUACUUGAUACAUACAUGACACACCCCAACUGGGCAGAGCGCCUUACAGUCCCUUCUGUGGGUACCCACUUCCGAGUUUGGGGCUCCAUGUCUUUGGACAGUGGUACCUAACGCUAUUUCUCUGAUCCCAUACACUUAGUUUGCUUUGUGUAUUGACAAUAUUUUGGGCUGAUACCCCUGUUUUGAUUUAUGUAAAAUAACGCUGCUCUACCACUGGUAUUAUGUUUAUGACUCUGUAUUCUUUCGUUUUAGGGGCGUCAGUUUGAAUGUUCUACGUCACGAAGCAGAAUUUUAUGGAAUCACUCCUUUGGGUAACUUAUGUGUACAUUGACGCCCAACUUUGUAAAUGUCCUGAUAAUAAAAAAUGGAAACUAGAAACUAGAACAUUUUUCUAUAAUGCAUAGUGUGAAUUUCUGUUCUAUUUUUGCUACAUAAAAUGCAUUUCUACUUAUAGGGAAGUAAAUAGAUUUUCACAAUAUAUCUUCAUUGUAUGUAUAUGUGCAAUAUGAGCAGUGCAUGCAGCCUACCAUAAAAAGGAAUUUACGGAAACAUUUGUUGAUUCCCACUUUAAUUGCCCCAAUUUGAAGCCUCUUCUGUAAGCAACACAUUUCUAAAGUGUACAGAGCUACGUUUGUGACACAAGUAUAUUUUUACAAAAGUUGAACUGUUUGGGAUAAUUGUCUGGUAUAUUUUGAUUUAACAGUCCUGUGUAUAUUUUUAUAGUAAGAAGAUUGCUACUUUGUGAGGAGCUUGAGAGGUCAUCAUGUGGCAGCGUCUUAUUUCAUGGAUACCUACCCCCACCAGGUAACAUUUUUGUAAGAAAGAAAUGAAAGAACACUGUCCAUAAAAAAGACAAAAAAAACAAGCAAACUGUGGUUCAAUUUAAAGGGACAAUCUAAGCACCAAUUCAACUUUAGCUUAAUGCAGCAGCUGUGGAGUAUGGAUUAUGUCCCUACAGUCAUACUACUCAGUUCUAUGCCAUUUCGUAGUCAGAACAUUUUAGCUUAAUGUUGCGGUUUGAGUGUAUAGAUCAUGCCUCACUGCUCAAUUCUUUUCCAUUUAGUAGUUAAUUCACUUUUGUUUCUGUUUAUGCAGCCCUAGCCACACCUGCCUUGGCUGUGACUCACACAGCCUGCAUAAAAAAAGGUUUCAUUUUUUAUCAAAAGUUAACUUGCUUUAAACGUUUUUAUCUCCUGCUCUGUAAAUUGAACUUUAAUCACACACAUACAAGAGCCUCCUGCAGGGUCUGGAAGGCUAUUAGCAGAGAAGGAGAUAAGGAAUUCUAAAUUAAAUGGAAUGUAUAAUAAAUGAAAUUUAAACCUUAGAUCUCUCUCUGCAAUAAAUGUUUAGGAAGGCUGUGCAAGUCACAUGCAGGGAGGUUUGACUAGAACUAUAUAAAUGAAGUGAUUUAACUCCUAAAUGACAGAGAAUAUAGCAGUGAGAGUGAAUAUACACCAAAACCACUUCAUUAUGCAAAGUAUGUUUUGGUGCCUAUAGAGUCCCUUUAAAUCACUUUUGUUUUUGUUUAUGUAGCCCUAGCCACACCUUCCCUGGCCAUGACACAGCUUCCAUUAAAAAAAUGUUUUAAUUUUGAAUUCAAAAUUGAAUCCAAGAAAAGUGUCCGUGUGGUCCUUUUGCUGCUCCCUGUAUGUCCUAGCCGCAUGUCCUUUUCAUUUUAAUAAAAUUAAUAAAUUCUGAAAUUUGGAUUGAGCCUUCUUUUGUAUGGAGAAGAGACAGCAAAACAGCUUUAUGUAUAGUAAUUAUAUUUAAACAAAACUUAUUUUAAAAACGGAAUAUUUGAACUGGACCUAAAUCAAAGUUUUGAUUUAGCUGUUCUUUUAUUGUGGUAUGUUUUAGAAUCCCUAGAUAAAAUCAUGUAAUGCAUUCUAUUAGUUGCAUCUCAAAUAAGUGUAGGUUCAUGUGUGCCAUUGCAGGGACUACCUUUCACACCAGUUUCAGUCCUGUUUUUUUGUACUUUUUUUUUUCUGAUCCGUUAGAUUUCCAACAAUAUAUAUUUUUAUAAAGUCCUAUCAUUCAAACAGUUUAUUUACACUCUAUCUCCAGCUAUUCCCAGUCGUAAAUUGAUGUGUGACCCUUUGCCAGAUGGUAAUGCAGGGCCAACACUCUGUGAAGGAACUGCCCAAGGAACUGCUGUACAGCCAACACUUGUAGCUGCAGAAGGAGUAGUUAGACUUGGUAAGGGCUUUGUUCUAUACUUUAUGGAAGUCAUUCUUACCUAGGAUGUUUGUACAAUUAUUGCAAUGUAUGUACCCUCUGGCAUGUAUGUUUUGGUUUAUUGUUUGCUCGGAAUGUCUGUAUAUGGUGGCUGCAAGCCCAGGAUGUACGUGCACGGUGGCUGCAAGCCCAGGAUUUAUGUACACCACAGCUAGAUACUUUGAGUGUAUGAUCACUUUUUUCUUAUUCUUUUGCAGAGUGUCUAAAAAUUGUGCUGAAAAAAAUAACCUUUCCAUUAAUGCACAAGAUACUAGUGAGGAAAGUAUUAUUGAGAUAGCCUUAUGUACUUUACAUAGAUGUAUAGAUUACAAGAUUUAGGUUGUGCCAAGAUAUCCCACAUUUUAGGCCAAAGUAGCCAAACUGGAAGCAUACCUGACUUACACAUUAUUUUUGACUUUGGCUAUUUUGUCCAUGAAUUUUAAACUCACUUUGAAUUCGCACGUAAGUGAAUAACAAUGCCAGCGUGUAGUAAUGCUGCUUGUGCAUAUUGUUCCAGCAAAAAUCUAAAAGUGAACAGCGGUAUUUAUAUUGUGUAAAUACGUUAUUCCAAUACUGUAGCCUCGUAUGUAACAGUAAAGUAAAAUAAAGUAAAACUUGUGUUAUUAUUAGCUACACAACUAGCUCAAUGUUGAACAGCAGGAGAAGUAUUGUCCCCGCUUCAGAUGUACUAAACAGCUUGCGUGUUGUUUUAGAUGUGUAUUUUCACUAGUUGGGUAGAUUUAACCUCAUACCACUCUAUGAUAUAGUGUUUUGCAGAAUCACUACAAGCUAUGAUAGUUGCUAGAGUUAAAAUAAGUAGAAAUAUUUGUAUAUAGUAGGCCUUUAAAAAACAAACUAGAUUUUUAUUGCAUCUCAUCUAUUUUUUUUUUGACAAAGAAGGUUUUUUGAGUUGCGUUUUAUCACCUCUUUAUGCUCUCACGUUCCGAUCCUAAAAGCUAAAUUUAGGAUUUAAUAGUCACAGAAGAUAGGAGCACUGCAGAUGACAUCAGAAGGCUGUCCUGCUGAGUGUUUUGUAUGGACUUGUUUCAGAACAUAUGCACAACAGCCACUGAAGUAUUUUGCAUACAUAACACAGCUGCUAUCUAUGUUAUUUUCCCCAUCUCGUAUUCAAUUUCAGGAGAUUUCCUUGUUCACUCCAUGAGGCUGCUUUCCAUUACCUUGUACAGCUUAAAACCCACACAUUGCACUUAAUACUUGUAAUAACCAUUCGUUCUAACAAAAUGUGCGCACUAUUGACAAUAAAUGGGAAGCCAUUUUGAUCCCUAUUGCAGUUCUGUUGUUCAGUGACAUCUUAACAUUUUAGUCAUUUCAUGAGUAAAAUUCCAUCUGAGCCCCGAACAAAGCUUUUCACAGUCGUUAUCCUGGAAAAUAAAUACAGAACAAAUGUUUAAAAGCGAUGUAGUUGUAGACAUAGCUGUGUUUGAGCAAAACUAUAGUUAUUAAGUAUGGCUGGCAGUUUCUACUUAAGAGACGUAUGAUUUAGUGAACGUGUCAACUUCAAUAGCCGCAUUUCACUGGAGGAUGGUCUCAUGAGUUCGGAUCUGAGAUACAUUGAUGGAUUGUUGAUGGUGAUGCAAUUAUGGAACUUGCCAGCAACAUACCUGACUUGGAGAUAAAUGGAAGUACAGUGAACACAAACUCUGUUUCUGCUUCAAGGUUGCAUUCAUCCCACAAAGCAGUCCGGCCGCCCUCUCUCAUUUUGAAAAUCCAAUUUCUUUUCUAUUGGGGACAUUCAAGAUGGCAACAUCACAAACAACCUAUAAUUUUACUUUAUUGUGGGCUGAGGGGAGGGAUUUAAAUUGCAAACGGCAGACUAUUAUUAAGAAGCUGCAGACAAUAUCAUUUGACUGUUUUGGGAAAGUGUCCUGUUCUGUCAUUUUUCUUUAGGUUUGUUGUGGAAUUGCUGUCAAAUGCUGUGACUUUGUAUUUUUUCUCUCUCUCAACAUGUAUUUUGUAGGGCUCCCAGUGGAUCCUCGAAAAGUGCUAAUAGUAGCAGGCCAUCACAACUGGAUUGUAGCCGCAUAUGCUCAUUUUGUGGUCUGCUACAGGUAUGAAUUAUUCAUUUACAAUUUAUUUUGUUCAUGUGUUUGUUAUUGGUCCCUGAUUAUUUUCCCAGAUUGCACCUUGUCCUUCACAGCAUGAUCAAUUUCUCUUUUGGAACAGCAUGAAGUUACUAUGGGAACUGAAUAAUCCGUUCAUUUACAAUCUUUUUUAAUAUUUUUUUUUUUUAUGAAAAAACAAAAACUUUUUAAAAAAACUGUGCAGCCAUGUUAAAGAUUGCCACAUUUAAAAAAUUGGACAACAAUUCGAAAAUCCACAUCAAAGGUUCCCAUUUUUGUAUUAGUUUUUUAGGAUAUGACAUUUACAAGAUAGGCACAGCAGUAAAUUCAUCACUUAAGUGUAUUGUCAGAAAAUCUAUUUUCAUCAAUUUUAUUCUUACUUCUUUGUAUUAUGUGUUAAUACAUUAUGUAUAUUUUGUUCAAAUGUUUGUUGUGCAAUAUUUUACCUCUAUUGUUACUAUAAAAUAAUUUUGCUCCCAUAUCUAUUAACACAUAUACAAUAUAACAUAAAUAUGUAAAAUGAAAGAAAUAUAAAAAAAAACUCAUAAAGGCAUUCUAAACUGGUUCAUGGAUUGCAGAGUAAAACUACAUGUAUAGCUUGGAGGAAAGGCGAGACAGGGGAGAUAUGACAUUUAAAUACAGAAAGGGAAUCAACACAGUAAAGGAGGAGAGUACAUUUAAAAGAAGAAAAACUAUCACAACAAGAGGACAUAGUCUUAAAUUAGAAGGGCAAAUUUUAAAAAUAAUAUUAGGAAGUAUUACUUUACUGAGAGGGUAAUGGAUGCAUGGAAUAACCUUCCAGCUGAAGUGGUAGAGGUUAACACAGUAAAGGGGUUUAAACAUGCGUGAGAUAGACAUAAGGCUAUCCUAACUAUAAGAUAAGGCCAGGGACUAAUGAAAGUAUUUUAAAAAUUGGGCAGACUAGACUUCCAGUUUCUGAGCAUCAAAUAUUAAAAUAAAGACAGGUGUGGGAUGUGGAAUUUACCAAUAGAGGAACGCCAUAUACAAGCAUAUAUUCCUUACGCUAUAGUGUACUUACUGUUCAGGUUACACACCUGCAAUUCAGUUGAUAUUAAGCCAGCCAAGUAUUAAACUUGACAAUCAUUGAUCUAAUUAAUUGAACAUGCAUGUAUAGAAUGCAAAUGGUAAUAUUUUUAAUGAAAUUGCUGAUAUAGUUUGUGUAACGGCACCCCCAGGCAUAAAAGGGUUAAACCGCAGUUUAGUAGAUCUUCCCCUUCCAGAGACACAGGCACAGCUACUGUAGACACCAAUCCACCGAACCGGAGAAGAAUACGAAUGCUCUCAAACAUACGAAUGCUGUAAACAGCCAAAUAGGAAGAGCCAUACAAAUAGGUUUACACUCCUAGCAGUCGAACUGGAACAGCAUACAAUAAUCCCCCUCCCCCCCUAACCCCCCCCCCAGCGGAGCUGUGGGUUUAUUGUUCUUAUAUACACAUUCUUACACAUUAGUACCACCCACAGGGUUUUGUAAAACAACCAAUAAACACGUACAAUACACUCAGACACUCCCACACAAAAUCCUCCCCUCUGCCUGUGAUACAAUUACCUUACACAAUGGGUUAAUGUAAUUAUCACAGGCAGAGAAAUACAGUUUUUUCCACAUUAUUCAUAACUUUAAAAGUAUACAUCACAUUCACAUCAAACUUACAUUUUCAGAAUCAGCAUACUCCAAAUACAAACAUAUGUCAAAAUCAUCCAAAUUGGUCCAUUGGUUCAGAAGAUAGAUCGAAGUCCUUUGUGACCAAAAGAAGCAUGGCUUUUCUGCCGAAAACCAUUUCCACAGAGUCUUCUAUUCUGGAGAUAAUUGGGAAGUAAUCCAAUUAUCUCCAAGGACAGAGGCAAAACUCCAUUAAGCACAUGGCAGUAAAAAGGCCGUAAAAUACAAUAAAAUACACAAGGUUACAUUUAUUACAUAAAAUACAGACAUGCAAUAUAUCCCCAGAUAGCUUAGGUCUGAACGCACAUUAUUACUGAAUGGCGCUCAGACCACACACAUACAGUUCAAUUGCCAUGGAACCAAAGUCUUUUAUUACACGAAUAGGCUCCAUGGCAUAGCUAUCUGGGUUAAAUGAGUUCAUUCAGUAAAUCCGAGAAUCUACCGAACGCCAGGGCAGAAAUACAUGAAAAGAUCUUUCUGCAUAGGAAAAUAAAGUAUUUAAAUGCCGGUCCAUAGUCAAAAGGCAGCAGGCAGGCAACCAGGCUCCUCCAAUGCACAGUGGCGAGAUUGGUCUCGUCACAGCUUGAUAUAGUUUGCAUAUUUGCACUUUGUCAUUGCUUGUUUAAAUCCUGUCCAAACAUUUUCUCAAACUUGACAAAUAAUAACACCUUAAAUUUUAAGAUGAAGGGAUUAAUAUAUAUAAUAUAACAAAAACAUUUCCAGGCACCAGUAUAUGAGGUGAAGUGGUUAUUGUGCCUAAAAAGUAACUUUAAUAUGCUUUGCUAGGCUGGUGUAUUUGAUAGGCUGGUGUAUCAUGAUAGUUCUAACCUAUUUACAGGAUAAAGGAGUCUUCUGGCUGGCAACAGGUUUUUUCAAGUCCUUACCUAAACUGGACUAUUGAACGUGUAGCCCUAAAUGCUAAAGUUGUUGGAGGACCACAUGGGGAUAAGGACAAAAUGGUAGCAGUCGCAUCAGAAAGCAGCAUCAUUCUUUGGAGCAUUCAGGAUGGGAGCAGCGGAAGUGAAAUCGGUAAGCUUCUAUAAUAGAUUAGAAGCAUUCAGUAGAAUUGUGUUCUUUACCUUGUUUAACAAAUUAAGGUGGCUCUGAUAUCAGCACUUUACAAACUGUACAAACCUAGGGUUAAAUUAAGGUGGCACUGAUAUUAGCACUUUAUAAACUGUACAAACCUAGGGUUAAAUUAAAGGACCACUACUGUGCCAGGAAAACAGACUCGUUUUCCUGGCACUAUAGUGCCCUGAGGGUGCCCCCACCCUCAGGGUCCCCCUCCCGCCUGGCUCUGGGGAGAGGAAAGGGUUAAAUCUUACCUUUUUUUCCAGCGCCUGGCGGGGAGCUCUCCUCCUCCUCUCCGCCUCCGGUCCUCCUCUUCGGCUGAAUGCGCAUGAGACAGCCACUAGAGGCUGGAUUAACCCAUUUAUAAACAUAGCAGUUUCUCUGAAACUGCUAUGUUUAUAAAAAAAAAAGGGGUUAAUCCUAGAGGGACCUGGCACCCAGACCACUUCAUUAAGCUGAAGUGGUCUGGGUGCCUAGAGUGGUCCUUUAAGGUGGCUCUGAUAUCAGCACUUUAUUAACUGUACAAACCUAGGGUUAAAUUGUGCUUGGGUUUUGGUUACUCACAGUAGUUUUUUUUUUUUUAAUUUCCUUUUUUUGUGUGUUUUGUUCUUUUUGUGAAACUCUUUCCUAUUAGACAGUUCACAAAAUGUCUUUGUCUUGCUAUCCUUCCCAAAGGGUUAGAAUAAUUUGCAGAGGACAAACAUUCAAUUACCUAUAUAAGAAGAGUCAACUGUAUACAAACAUGAAAUGCUGCUUAGAACUCAUUUACCCUGUGUUGUUUGUGUGCUUUUUCUCUUAAUACUAUGAGUCUACUAGGCUUAUGUACCAGUGCAUGUAGAGUGAUAAUGUGUACAGUAUAACUUUGCAUUGAUACGGACCAGAAAUGUAUUACUCCAAGUACUUUGGUUAUUUGAAGUGGUCAUGGUACUUGGAGUCUGUAUGCAACGUUUUGCAAUGAAACACUGUGUAUAUGGAAUUUAAACCCUUUGCUGGACAGCAUCAUUGAGACGUCUUUAGCCAGUCCAGAACUAGACUUAUGGAUUUCUGUGCAGAAACUCGCAUUCAUUGGUUGAGAUCAUCUGAUCGCUAUCGGCUAUCAUCUGAUCGCUAUUGCUUUUUCCCUGCUUCCUGUAUUUCAUCCAGAUUGUCCACCAAUGGCCAUGUUCCAGUGAUUCUCUAUGAGAAUCAGUAAUGACACGCAAUUUGCAUAACUCAACACAUGCCCACAUUGCCUGCCCAAGAAGUAUACAACCUAAGUUACACUACAAAUACUGGAAUCAGACACUAGAAUUUACAUACCACAUCACACGUGCACACACACACAAACAUUUCCCCAAGCUAAAAAAGGCAGGAGCCAGGUUUUUCACCCCUAAAAAUACAAUUCUUAAAGGGACACUAUAGUCACCAGAAUCACUACAGCCUUAAUGUAGUUGUUCUAAAGUCUAUAUCCUGUCCCUGAACGCUUUUCAAUGUAAACACUGACUUUUCAGACAAAAGGCAGUGUUUACAUUGCUGCCUGGUGACACCUCUAGUGACAGUUACUUAAACGUCCUCUAGAGGUGCUUCUUGGAUCACUGCUUAACACUGUGCAGCACCUAUGUUAAUGUUCCCUAUAGGGAUGCUUUGCUUCAGUGCAUCUCUACGAGGAGAAGUUGAUUGUCACAGUGGUAUUUUGACAUGCUAGUUCAUUAGUCCCCAAAUGCUUUCCUAUGGGGAAGCAUUGAAUUGGCUGUGAUCGGCAAGAUUGAUUAUCUCAGCCGUGGAGUGGGGGCCAGCCACAACGUCACCAGCACAACAUGGGAAAAAAGGGGGAGUAAAAACACUUUUCCCAUGUGAUUGGAAGGCGUCUGGUCACCUAAACAUAUACAGACAACACUCACUGACCGACACACACUCACUGACAGACUGACACACACACUCACUCACAAAUAAUUACUUUUUUAAUCUUCAUUUAAAUCCACCCAAACUGCCUACCUUUGGGAGAGCUGGAGUGGAUCAGUUACCCUGGGGUCCAGUGGCGCUUCUGUCAUCUCCCUGCUCGGCUCCCUCUCGUGCACUGUUUAGUGAUGCAGGGCCAGAGUGACAUCAUAACCUGGCACUUGUCAUCACUGGAGGGUGCGUGAGGGAGCAAAGCAGGGAGAUUACAACUCCCUUGCCGCUGCACUUAGUCAACUGCCCGCCUCUGCUCUCAGCCAGUCACCUCGGGCUGAACAGGAUCACAAAUCCCAGGAGCCAGGACAAAUUUCCUGGUCACCAUGGCGACCUGCCACCUUGGAUUUGUCGAGCUCUGUAAUAUAUACAUUGUACAUAUACUGCACUACUAAGUUCAAAGAACGAUGGAUACAUGACGCCUGUCUGCUAACUGUACUGGGACUGGCAGGGAAGAGGUUACUAGAGGGAUGGGCAGAUAACAGGGACUGGCAGGGAUGGUGUUAUCGGCGGGAUGGGUGGAUAACAGUGAGUGGCACUGAGGGGGUUAUCAGAGGGAUGGGUGAAUAAUAGGGACUGGCAGGGCAGGGGUUACCAGAGGGAUGGAUAACAGUGACUGGCAGGGAAACGGAUACCAGCGAGAUGGGUGAAUAGCAGGAACUGGCAGGGAUGGGGUUACCAGCUAAAUGGGCGGAUAACAGGUACUGGCAGGGAAAAGGUUACCAGUUGGAUGGGUGGAUAACUGGAACUGGUGGUGAAGGGGUUAACAGUGGGUAGGGAGGUUGAUUAACAGGGGCUGGAGGGGAAGGAAUUAACAGUGGGUAGAUAGGUUGGCUGACAGGGUUGGAAGGGAAUGUAUUACUUGCAUUACAGGGAGGGAGGAAGAGGGGCACAUAUAGAAUGGCUGGGAACAUGGGGGGGAGGAUAUCAAAGAAAGAAGGAAAUGAAUCAGAACAAAGUUAAGGCAAAGGAGUAACAAAACCUAUAUGACACACACUGUACUUAGCUCUAGCCUUGUCUCUGCAGUGCAGUCUGUGUUGUGAGCAUUCCUUACACUAGAUAAGACAUGCCUCUAUUUUAAUUUGCUGAAAAAGGUCUGUUUCUUUCGGAGACUGGGUAUCAGAAACUUGUUGAAAAUUGAGAGGGUGGUGGCUAAGGAGGCUGGGUUACACUGCUGAAAACAGCAAAACAUUUUACAGCACUGCAGAAAAAAGCCUACACACAAUUGAAAGAAAAUAAACUAACCACAGGUAUUUGAGCUUAUUAGCUUUAAUGUAUGCUUGGCUUGUUUAGCUGCCGGGAGUGUCCCUUUAAAAGUUUAAAGCCACUGAGUCAGGGAAGGUUCUUCGCUCUAUCCCUGCAGUAAGUGUCCAAAGCAGGGAGCAUAAUGGAAAUGUAAAAUGACUGGUACUUACAUCAUUUAAAAAAAGUUAUAAAACAAUUUAUAAUUUGGAAAGUCAUGGAAAAUGUUUAAAAAUAGGCUGCUUAAAGAGUUACUCCAACCGGUUUUAUUCCUGAGGUUUUCUUUAACGAAUGAUGCCCUAUUAGGGAUUUCAAGGUAAGUCCACCAUACCCCUUAAAGUUUUGUUUUUUUGUGGAAAAAAAUGGUUUGUAAAAAUUACCUGCAAUCCACCACCAGGGGAACCUCCCGGCAGAGAUCUCCAACUGACAUCAUGGAAGCCCUGCCAGGGUCCCAUAACUGACUUCUCAUAGAGCUGAGGUGAGGGAGGGAGGAAUUUCUUGUAAAAAUUUUUUUAGAUGGGUAUUUACUUAAUAGCAUGGAGUGAGGGAGGGGAAAGCAAGCUUCCCUUAUAGGUGUCCUACAUGCAAUGGAGAAGAUUAUUACAUCUUCUAGUGUGCUGUAAGAUUUGACGACCGACAGAAAGUAUGCAUAGAAUUCACAUUAGGCUGCUAAUUUCACGUGUGCCAGAGGGGUGUAACUAACCUUCAGCACAAAAGGUAAUAUAUCUCUUAACGUGCUGUGAUUCAAGCAGAAACAGUGCACAUCUAGACUCCUACCACUAUGACCACUUCAAUUACUGAAGGGGUCAUCAUGGUGGUUGGAGUAAACCUUUAAUUGUAGAACACUUCUCCACACCCCAUAUUUCGCUAAUUCUCUAUUUACUGCACCAUAUACAUUUCUAGUUAUUUAACCCACUACUCAAAUUCGACUGUUUUAAACAGAAAUAGUGAAUGUUACUUGGACCAGGUAUUGAUCAUUUCAGAAAUAGAAAAAGUGAAUGCAAUUUGUGAGCAUGACAGCCUAAAGUCCAUCACUUUAAAUAGGAAAUAAUGUCACCUCAAAUACUGUUGGGAAUGUAGCUGUAAUUGAAGUCUCUACAAUUUGAUAAACGAUGGUAUGUGCUGGUAUGACAGAGUUAUAUUGAGUUACAAGUACCUUCUUUAACAGAAUGUCCCUUGACAAAUUUCAGUCAAAGGCUUUCCGUAGCCUUAUAUUUAUAUAAACAACAUUACACUGCACACAUAUGGUGAUCUCUGUUCACUAGCUGAUAAUUCGGGAUUAUUCUAGCUUUAGUGACUGAAUAAUCUAAAUUGUAUUAAAGACAGGAGGCGAAUAUUUGCUUUAACCUUCUUUACUGAACCUCCCAGCAGCAAAGAAAUAGUUAAACAUAUAGAGAAAAAAUCAACCAAUCGGGACACAUAUUAGAACAUAACAGUCUGUCAGGCUCCUCCCAAAUCCUCUUUCUGAUGCAGCCGAUCAUAAGUGUAGUCAACCGAGUAAACUUGAGUAAUCCAUCAACCAUGUAAACCAGAACGCAGCCGAUACUAGAGACCAAUGUAACGUAGUCUUCGUGGCUCACGCAGAGAAACUUCACACUAAAAGACAGAGAAAGAUCGUGAAAGUAUGGUCACUUGGAAUGGGUUUCCGCAAGAUAUCUACAUACACAGAUCUACCCCCUGGAUAUUACAAGUAUAAACUAUUGCAAAAUCUAAAACAGUCAGAACCAGGCAGAUUAAUAAGCACCUAACCAGAGCAAACAGAAAAAACUGCCAGAUUAAUAUAAAGUCUCACAAGAAACCUAGAAAAAAUUAAGAGUAUAUGUGACCUGAAACAUAAUCUGGGGUGGGAUACCAAAAAGGUGGGAAAAUAUUCGCCUCCUGUCUUUAAUAAAAUUUAGAUUAUUCAGUCACUAAAGCUAGCAUAAUCCCGAAUUUGAUGGCAAGACAGGAGGCUUCAUAUUUGCUGUUUUAAAGUGUUGAAACCAAAGAGAAAAAAGCAUGGGACAAUUGUUGAAAAUAAAAGGUACGGAAGGUAGAUUCUCUAGACCAAUCAGCGCAUUUUAGGAUGUCUGCAAGGGAUCCCCCAGCCAUAAAGGCUGAAGAGGCAGCGGCACCUCUAACAGAAUGAGCUCCAAAAGAGGAAUCUAUAUGCCCGCUAAAUCGAGAAGCCAUUUAAUCCAGCGGGCAAUCGUGGGACAAGACACUGGCUUGUGUGGUCGCACAUAUGAGAUAAACAGGGGGUCCGUAGGGGUACAUAGAGGUGAUGUAGAGUCGACGUAGUGUUGGACACAACGAGCAACGCAGAGCGACGGUCUGUCAGAAAAAUAAGAGUAAGUAAUCGUUAAGGAAUUAGUUUUAGUGCGGCGAGAAAUGUUGAAACGUACACCUUGGGGCGUGAAAUAAAUAGCGUGAAAGUCAAAUGCCUGAAUAUCAGACACUCUUCUAAAAGAAACUAAGCAGAGAAGAAGAGCUAAUUUGUCCGACAGUUGUCGUAGAGAGAGUGCUUCGUUGGGUGGCCAAGUCUCCAGGAAGGACAAAACAAGAGCAACAUCCCAAAAAUGCUAAUAUUUUGGGACAGGAGGUUGAGCAAGACAAAUGCCACGCAACAGUCUACAGAUGGAGGGGUGUUUACCUAUUGCUGUAUUAUCAAUGGGGCCAUGAGCUGCCGAAAUGGCUGAACGAAACACAUUAAUGGAUCUGUAGGAUUUACCUUGUUCAAAAAGAGAGGACAGAAAGUUCAUAAUGUUAAUCAAAGAAGCUGAAACGGGAUCAAUACCCCUUUCCAAACACCAGCGAUGCCAAACUCGCCAGGCUGAGAGGUAAGAGCGUCUAGUCCUGGGGGCCCAUGAGUCCCAUAAGAGUUCUCUAGCAGUCUCCGAAAGUCCUGCGGCAUUUCAGGAUCCCCUAAAACAGUCCAGACCACUAGCUGGAGAUGACCCUGCAAUGCGAGAGGGUGAAAGUUGCCUGCGGGAUCUUUGAGAAGAUCGUGCGUGGCAGGUAGCAGUAGUGGAUAAUCCACUGACAUCUCCAAGAGAUUGGGGAACCAUGGUUGGGUACGCCACAAAGGGGUCAGCAGUGUUAUUGUGGUCCCCUGAGUCCUGAGAUGAUGGAGAGUGCAAAGGAUCAUGGAGAACGGAGGGAAGGCAUAAGCUCCGGUCGUUGGCCAAGAUUGAAGGAAGGCGUCUAGUGCCAGAGAGGUCAGAUCCGGCAACCAACUGAAAAAAGCGUCCGUCUGUCGAUUCAGACGAGAUGCAAAUAGGUCAAGGUUGAAUGGACCCCGAAGAAGAUGGAGACGGUAAAAAAUGUGUGGGUCCAAUUGCCAGUCGCUGGAGUCUCUCCAGUGUCGAGAGAACCAAUCUGCGACUAAGUUGUCGGAACCAGGUAGAUACUCUGCUCGAAGGGAGAUGUUCCUGUCUAGACAAAAUUGGUAUAAUUCUUUUGUGAGGUCUGAGAGCAUUUUGGAACGGGAUCCCCCUAAGCGAUUCACGUAUUUUCAUUCUCAGCACUAGGGAACAAUUGUAAGAGUCCUUUGCGAAACUGUGAAUAGCAAAGGAACCGGCAAUCAACUCGAGGCAAUUGAUGUGCAAUGCCCAUUCUGAUGGGGACCAAGGACCUCCGGUAAAGAGAUUUGCACGUGAUGCACCCCAGCCCAGAAGACUGGCAUCUGAUUCUAGGAUGUAAUCUGGCUGUGAUACGAAGAUCGUUCUCCCGUUCCAUGCAUCCAUAUGGUGUAGCCACCAAUUCAGUUCGAGUCGGACUUCGCCUGUCAAGGAGAUCUGUUGAUCGUAAGAUGCAGAGUGACGUAAAGAGCGAGUCUUCAGACGUUGCAUUGCUGGGUGAUGUAAAGGAGCUGGGAAGAUCGACUGAAUCGAGGCGGAGAGUAGUCCGAUUAUGCGAGCUAAGUCGCGAAGAUAGUCGAAGAGGCUAGAAUUUUUCUGAUGUGUUUUUUGAUGUUCUUGAUCUUUACUGAAGGGAGUUGUAGGAUAGCCAAAACGGAAUCUAUUUGGAAUCCAAGGAAUUGAACCAUCUGAGACGGGGUGAGGACGGAUUUUUGGACAUUGAUCACGAACUCCAAGUUUUUUAACAGAGCAUGUCUGUAUGGAGGUGUAUAGUACCUGGGUCCCGAGCAAUAAGGAGGAUAUCGUCCAGAUAUAUGAUGGAGCGAAUCCCCUGAGAGGGUAGCUAGGCCAUGACCGGUUUCAUCAGCUUGGUGAAACACCAAGGUGCGAAACAGAGUCCGAAGGGGAGGCAUGUGAACUGCCAUAAGUCUUGAUGCCAUCUGAACUGUAGGAAACAGCGAUGGGCCGGUGUUAUAGGAACCGUGAGGUAAGCACCUGUCAAUUCCAAACGGGAGAACCAGUCUUCCUCGCAGAGUAGGUCUCGAAGGAGGUGGAUACCCUCCAUUUUGAAAUGUUGGUAAACAAUAAAAUUGUUUAGGUCUUUCAGGUUGAUAACUGGUCGAAAGUCUCCUGACUGUUUUCGGACCAGAAAUAUGUUGCUUAUGAAUCUGUGAGGGGACAGAGAACGUUCUAUAGUGCCCUUGAUGACAAGGUCGUUUAUUGCGGCCUCCAAGGUCGCAUUGUCCUCUUGAGACAUGUGGAGGGGGAGACUCCUGUAGAGGGUCGUUUGCAAAAUCUAUAUGGAAACCAGAUACAGUUUGAAGGAUCUGUGGAUCCUGAGUUAAUAGAGACCACUGUUGGAAAAAAGGGGUUAACCGGCCUGCAAUAGGAACUUGAGUCGAUUACCUGAAGCAGUGCGGCCCCGGAGGGAAGCAUAUCCACGUCCUCUGAUGGAACGUCUAGAGGGGAAGAACUGCUUGUGGUAGAAACGGGUAUUGCCCGAAUUCCAUGAGUCUGCUGGUUGAGGCCUGUAGCCUGUGAAGGCAGCUCUGCCAGUCGUUCGGCCCCUGUAGCGACCAGCUCUCCCGGAAAAACGCUGGGGUCUGAACACCCUGCGAAGGGUCCAUUGUGCCUUGUUGAGGGAGGUAAACACGGAUACGUGUUUAUUCAGGUCCCGGAUGAACCUGUCCCCAAAUAACAGUCCGUUAGCCUCUGGACCAAGUUCUUUGGUGCCUAAUUCUGCCAAUUUGGCGUCAAUUUUAUAUAAUACAGCUUUACGGCGUUCAACGGAAAUAGCUACGUUGGCGUUGCCCAACAGGCAUAACGCUCGUUGUGCCCAUUCACGCACCAUGUGUGCGUCAAAAUUGCCACCUGCUAGCAUCUAUAAUCAGCGGUUAUAAAAAUCUGGAUAAGCUGGCCUGCUAUAUCCAUCAGCUUGUCUUGGGUGGCUUUUAAGCCAACUUCGAUUCCUUUGCGGGGAUCUUUACCCGUCUUAGUUAGAAAAGUGACCAGGAGUGGGUCAAGUUCAGGGGUGACAGCCACCUUAUCAGGGAUUAUAGACCGUGGACAUUUUGCUUUUAAUUUGGCUCUAGUUUCCUUUUCUAAAGGUUUACGAAGCCAUAAUCUGCAAUAUUUGGCAAUGUGAUCAGGGGGUGUCCAUUCUGCUGAACGAGGGUGUCUGAUGCAGUGUGGGUCAAAUAGAGGACAACCAUUGGUAUCCAGUAGAAUAUCGUCCUUAGUAUUGUCUAAAUUAGUAGUGGACAUAGGAUCAGUGUCCUGAAAGGACUGGUUUUGGGGUAGGAGAAAAGUCUCAGUAACAAAUUCAGAAGAGGAAGGGUUACGUGGGAGAUCCUCAUUUGGAUAUACAUUGUAUUCGUCUGUCACUCGAAGGUGAUAGCCAGAGGUUGAACCCUUUAAGGGGUUAGAUUCUGAAGUCAAAGUGGGUUUGGCAUUAGACAAUUUAGCUGUCUUUGGGGCUUUGCCUUUGCCAGCAGAAGCACUGUUACCCUUCCAAGGGCGCUUACGUGGGGCUUCGUCAUGGUCAGAGACCCUGGAAUAAUCCGAGUCUGACAAUUGCGUGAUGGUGGCAGUAGUGGCUGUCUGGUCACGAAACGUUGCCAAGGCUUUGGAGAUAGAGUCUGCAAUUGCAGCUUGAAGCCAGGCUUUUACCUCUGCUGACAGUGCAGGUUCUGGUUGGUCCGACAUGAUGACCAGUAAAAUAGUAGUGGGUUCACCACAGAAUCAAUAUACCAACAGGUAUAUUAAACAACUUUUAUUUUUUUAUUUUUUUUGUAUUUAUUUAUUAUUAUUUUUAUUUUUUUUAUUAUUAUAUAUAUAUUAACAAACUUGUCACAAACAAAGUAAAAGCAGGGGCUGUCUAAUUGGGGUUCACCCAGACAAUAUGCAGUCACUUUAACCCCUUAAGGACCAAACUUCUGGAAUAAAAGGGAAUCAUGACAUGUCACACAUGUCAUGUGUCCUUAAGGGGUUAAGGGGACUCAGUGGGGUUCAUCCACAAUUAUGGCAGUUAAACUGUCAAUAUAAUAAUGACAGGGGUAACCUGUGCAAUCAAUAAAAAAUAUAUAUAAGGGGUUCACCCUGAGAGAUAAGGCACAAGGGGGUCACCCUCAAUAAAGAGGCACGAGGGGGUCACCCUCAAUAAAAGAGGCAAGAGGGAGUCAACAACAAGCAGGGGGCAAUGAAUACUCACAGUUUAACAGAGCUGCAAUCCAGUAGCAGAGAGCAGUUCCUGAAAAGCACGCGGACAGGAAAUGUAACCGCCGAACAGAAGAUGGCCACCGGCAAGAAGGAGGAAGGCGGGAAAACUGCAUGUCAAUCAAGGACGCGAAAAAAAAACGACGGUACAGAAAUAGAUCGCAGGCGUGAUCAAAACGGACCGCAGCCACUGCAGUGGCACGGUCUGAAGAUAAUUUCACCAAGGAAAAAGAUUAGUAAGGUAUUACUUUAGUCAGAGAUAAAUAAAGUCACAGGGAAGGAACUGGACAGUGGGCUGACCUGAGAAGGGUCGUUGUGAUAAAGGGCAGAGAUAAAAUAAACACACACAUUACCUUAUGUGAGUAAAACUGACAGGGAAAGUUAAUUAAAGGAGUCAAAAAAAUCUAUGGAAAAACAAAAUAAGGCUCACCUGGGAGGCAAGCAGCAAAGAAAGAGGAAGUGGGAGGAGCCUGACAGACUGUUAUGUUCUAAUAUGUGUCCUGAUUGGUUGAUUUUUUCUCUAUAUGUUUAACUAUUUCUUUGCUGCUGGGAGGUUCAGUAAAGAAGGUUAAAGCAAAUAUGAAGCCUCCUGUCUUGCCAUAAAAUUAAUUUUUACACAGUUCCAACUGGAUUUGGCACCCGCAUGUUAAUGACAAAACAACCGUCGGGUAAUUUAAAAAAAAAUAAACAAACUGCCUGUAAGUUAGUGAAGUUGCCCACAGUAAUCUAUUGAUGCAGUGUUAUACUCGCUUGCAGCUGAUGUUAUCUGUAAUGUGGGCAGCCCCACUCUAGGCAUUGUGAGAGCAUUCACACGAUGAAGCCAAUAUACUAGUUUCUAUCUCAAUGCUGGUGGUUUGUAUAAAAAAAUCUCAGCAUGUCAUGCAGGGCAAUCUGAUUUCGGGACACUAGGGUUGAGGUGUAAGGAAAUUGCCAGAAUCCACUGCAAUUAGGUUUCCAUUUUAUUUAAUAAUGAAGUGCUCUUUUACUCUCUUUUGAUUGCUGUUGUUGGAAAUGAUAGUUUGGGAUUACAUGUGGGGAUUACAAAGAUGCUCUUUGUUCAUACCCUGUAAAAGAAACAAUUUGUUGUUACAAACACUUCAGACCUCAGUAACACCAUCUAAAGAAAAUUACAAAGGCUGGCAUCUCUGUGAUAGAACUGUCCCCUAGGCUGCUGUGCCUUCAAUAUUACUUACUGAAGACACCACUACCAGAUUGCUGCUAUAAGCAGUAUUUUACUGAGAGGGCCCCUUAAGACAGGAAUAUGUCAUUACUUAUACCAUCUUCCUCCCUGUGGAUAACAGUCAAGAUUGUUGAGCCUAAGCAGGAGUGACACUUUAAAUUCUUUCAGACCAUUCAAGCUGUCGUCUUUGAUUUCCCUGAACUUCAUUCUUCUCUGGAGUAAUCAAUUCUACUUGUUUUUCUGUUUUUAUUAUUGUGUACAUGUCAUUGCCAUGUAGUUUCUUAAUGCAUAUUUUUUGUAUUAUUACCAAUUAAAUAGUUUUGAUCAUUUAAAAAAAAAAUUCAGAUACACAAUGUGACCAACUAUAGAUUAAUUAUCAAAAUAUAAAGCUUUGCCCCCCUCACCUCCAUUUUCCUUUUUAAAUGUAUGUUUAAUGUAAAUGCCAUAUACCUGCUGUCUGAUCUUUGCAAAGUUUAAAACUAUUGCAGAAAUAUCCAGUUAGCAUCAUGUGAAAUUCUGUAAAAGUUCAUGCAUCCUCUCAUUGCUGUUCAAAUUUGUAUUGAUAAUGCAGGAGUGGAUGAGGGAAAGAUUUAAAAUGUGUUUACUUGAAUGGAUUGCAGAAAACAAAACUAAAUGAAGGCCUUCACCCAAAUAUUAUUUGCAUAUAAGAUAAUUACAAUAAGCUGUAUUGAUUAUGGUGCUUUUGAGUCUCUCAAAUACGCUACCUCCUCAAAUUUUGGUUAAAUUUUUAGUUUUUCCUCCAUUUGUGUUCCCGCUAUCAAUUUAGCAAAGCUGCCUAAUAUCAGCAUUUAUCAGCAGUAUGAGCAUUAAUAGUAAAAAAUCCUUUGUGGAAACAUUGUGUAAUUAGAAUGUUUAUCAUCAUUUGAAAUUAAUACGAUUACAAAAUAUGCUAGCUUUCUUAAAUGUUCGUACAGUUUGUUCUACAGCUGACUAAAAUGCCUACUUAUAUUGACACUUGUGCAGAACCUUUGAAAAAUAUUCUAGUGCUGUAGUAUAAAUGCAUUGAUAUUCCCUCUUGAUGUGCUGAGAAAAAUAAUUUCUCACCCUGCAUCUGAUCCCUUUGUGAUACUUGUCAUUAAUUGUCACGCUAAACAUGUGAGAUGGACCCAAAAUACCCAUACAUUUUUUUAUUUUACAUGAAAUUAUGUGUAUAAGAAACUACAGAGCAGUUAAUACAACAUAUGCACUUUUUUUUUUAAUAUGCCAUAAUUUAACAUUUUCACUCAGGUGAAGGUCACAUUAUAAAAUAAUGUUUAUAAAAAGCCUUAACACUUCAAGUAUUAAAUCUCUGGGGCAGUCCCUCUAUUCCAUCUGCUCCUCAUCUGAUAAAGUCUAAUGAUUUUUGUCCUAGAGAAGCAUUAGGGACAUAGGACAGAUGCUCUUUAAAGGGACACUGUACUGCCAAAAUACAACAUAAAUAGAAAUCAAUGUUUAGUAGAUGUGCCCCAAAUUAAAAUUUGCAAUAAUUUAAUUAUGCAUUUUUUCACUUGGGACAUAUCUAAACCUGCAUGUCUCUUGUCUGCAGUCUUUGCAAGCCCUUCCCUGCAGAAUUCUGUGACUAUCCAAUCACAGACUUGCCAAUGCAGCUCAAUGAAAAAUCUUUGUAAGAUAGGUACUGUGUGCAGUUGCUGAUUCUUGAGUUUUGUUCCUUUGAGCUAACCAAACCAAGAAGUAAUAGGACCUGUCUGCUUGAAAGCCAAGUCUUUCCUUUAAUUGUCGAACUCUACCAAUCCGUUGGUCCUCAAGAAGCAUUGGUGACCUUCAGGAUCAUCAUGCUAUGAGUGAUGACAAUAAACUUGAAAUAUUAAAAAAAUAAAUCUACGGUCUUAAUGAGAAAAUGCCUUUAGUAGCUGUUCGAUAAUCACUAGAGGUGUGUUCUAAGUAAAAUGAUUAUAUGAAACAAGAGGGACAGCACCAUUGUGCACCACUAGAUUGAGAUGUAGUUUUAUUCAUGCUUAGACUGUCCUUUUUUCAUUAAUAAAGUAAAAGCACUUCUUGUACUUCUUUCAGACCUAAGUUGCCCACUGCAUGGCAUAUUGUUUGAUGAUCAGGUCUUGCAUGAAAUGUAGAAUAUGAAAAUAAUAUUUAUUUAUUUGUAAUGUGCACCUGUUGUAUGAUGUCGUAGGUGUGUUCAGUCUUGGAGUGCCAGUGGAUGCACUUUUCUUUAUUGGUAACCAGUUGGUAGCCACAAGUCACACAGGGAAAGUUGGAGUGUGGAAUGCAGUUACCCAACAUUGGCAGGUAAGUGAAGCAGAGUAAGAACACUGGGAUUUACACUAUUGAAUAGAAUACUGACAAUCACCUAUAACUUAUAUUAACUUUUUUUUGUUAGAUGUUCCAUUUUUCUUUUAAAUUCAUGUUGAAGAAUUAACAAAGCAGCACAAUAAAUUGUGAGAUUGCUGGUCCUGCUCCGGAGCACCGGGUGGCUGCUUUGAUUAAGUGCAGCUCCUUUCACCAUUUUUGCAAUAAGGAAUUAUCAAAUGACACCAUGAUCUAAUUGAGAUAAGGCAAGUCAGGUCAAACAUUGCAAAUGAAGAGAAGAAGUAGAAACUUUUAAAAUUUCUCCUAUUCUUUAAAUGAUUUUUUACAUUGGAGAAUUGAGCAGUGAGACUGCAGGGGCAUGAUCUACAGGGAGUGCAGAAUUAUUAGGCAAAUGAGUAUUUUGACCACAUCAUCCUCUUUAUGCAUGUUGUCUUACUCCAAGCUGUAUAGGCUCGAAAGCCUACUACCAAUUAAGCAUAUUAGGUGAUGCGCAUCUCUGUAAUGAGAAGGGGUGUGGUCUAAUGACAUCAACACCCUAUAUCAGGUGUGCAUAAUUAUUAGGCAACUUCCUUUCCUUUGGCAAAAUGGGUCAAAAGAAGGACUUGACAGGCUCAGAAAAGUCAAAAAUAGUGAGAUAUCUUGCAGAGGGAUGCAGCACUCUUAAAAUUGCAAAGCUUCUGAAGCGUGAUCAUCGAACAAUCAAGCGUUUCAUUCAAAAUAGUCAACAGGGUCGCAAGAAGCGUGUGGAAAAACCAAGGCGCAAAAUAACUGCCCAUGAACUGAGAAAAGUCAAGCGUGCAGCUGCCACGAUGCCACUUGCCACCAGUUUGGCCAUAUUUCAGAGCUGCAACAUCACUGGAGUGCCCAAAGCACAAGGUGUGCAAUACUCAGAGACAUGGCCAAGGUAAGAAAGGCUGAAAGACGACCACCACUGAACAAGACACACAAGCUGAAACGUCAAGACUGGGCCAAGAAAUAUCUCAAGACUGAUUUUUCUAAGGUUUUAUGGACUGAUGAAAUGAGAGUGAGUCUUGAUGGGCCAGAUGGAUGGGCCCGUGGCUGGAUUGGUAAAGGGCAGAGAGCUCCAGUCCGACUCAGACGCCAGCAAGGUGGAGGUGGAGUACUGGUUUGGGCUGGUAUCAUCAAAGAUGAGCUUGUGGGCCUUUUCGGGUUGAGGAUGGAGUCAAGCUCAACUCCCAGUCCUACUGCCAGUUCCUGGAAGACACCUUCUUCAAGCAGUGGUACAGGAAGAAGUCUGCAUCCUUCAAGAAAACAUGAUUUUCAUGCAGGACAAUGCUCCAUCACACGCGUCCAAGUACUCCACAGCGUGGCUGGCAAGAAAGGGUAUAAAAGAAGAAAAUCUAAUGACAUGGCCUCCUUGUUCACCUGAUCUGAACCCCAUUGAGAACCUGUGGUCCAUCAUCAAAUGUGAGAUUUACAAGGAGGGAAAACAGUACACCUCUCUGAACAGUGUCUGGGAGGCUGUGGUUGCUGCUGCACGCAAUGUUGAUGGUGAACAGAUCAAAACACUGACAGAAUCCAUGGAUGGCAGGCUUUUGAGUGUCCUUGCAAAGAAAGGUGGCUAUAUUGGUCACUGAUUUGUUUUUGUUUUGUUUUUGAAUGUCAGAAAUGUAUAUUUGUGAAUGUUGAGAUGUUAUAUUGGUUUCACUGGUAAUAAUAAAUAAUUGAAAUGGGUAUAUAUUUGUUUUUUGUUAAGUUGCCUAAUAAUUAUGCACAGUAAUAGUCACCUGCACACACAGAUAUCCCCCUAACAUAGCUAAAACUAAAAACAAACUAAAAACUACUUCCAAAAAUAUUCAGCUUUGAUAUUAAUGAGUUUUUUGGGUUCAUUGAGAACAUGGUUGUUGUUCAAUAAUAAAAUUAAUCCUCAAAAAUACAACUUGCCUAAUAAUUCUGCACUCCCUGUAUAUGCUAAAAUGGCUUAAUUGCGUUGAGUUGGUGCCUGUAUUGGCCCUUUAAAGUGCACUUAUAAUUUAAAAUUUGCAAUGUGAAAUUUAAAGUUUAUUUCUUACUUUUGUAUUUCAUUUUAACUGUGUCUGUUUGUAAGGAUGUUCAGUAAAAUAAUCCCGACACAGACUGUUACUCAGCUUCCUUGUUUGUAGGGGGAAAAAAAAAUCUUUGUAGAGGAUGUAUGUUCCGUAACGAUCCAAGUUACCAGCAAAUGCAUAUAUGAAAAUACUGUACAUAGCAUUUUGGGAGUAAGCCACAAAAUUUUGGGUGUUCUUGGGAGCAUAACAUUCAGCUCCACUUUGUAGGUAACAUUAAUCUUACUGGUAAUUUUACCUACAUAAUGUCCCUUUCUAAAGGGGACUUUGUCCUCUCUGAGGCGCUAACCAAAUCAUAGGAUGCAUAGGUCAGUAGGUAUAUUAAGUAAUGUCUCGUGUUUCAUUGUAUGACCACAUCUUUGUACCCCUGUGUUGUUACUUUAACUAUAAAAAGUAAAAUAAAAUAUUUAUACCAUGACAGUUUAGUGAUGAGUUCUCAUUCCUCUUAGGUUCAGGAUGUUGUUCCUAUAACAAGUUGUGACACUGCCGGGUCCUUCCUUCUUUUGGGAUGUAACAAUGGAUCAAUUUAUUAUAUAGGUGAGCUAAGUUAAACUUUAGUUUAAAUUUUAUUUUAUUUUUUUCAAAUAUGAUUUUAUAUCCUUUUUUUGGUUUGCUAAAUGACAAUGUUUUCUUGUCUUUAAAUUUCAUCAUAUAAAUCAUUUGUGGGGUGUUUGUUUUAAUACAUUUUAUUUAAAAAAAAAAAAAAAUACUUGUGUGUAUAAUUUAUGUCUUUAUAGAUAUGCAGAAAUUCCCAUUACGAAUGAAAGACAAUGAUCUUCUUGUGACUGAAUUGUAUCACGAUCCCUCCAAUGAUGCAAUCACUGCGCUGAGUGUCUACCUCACCCCCAAAACCAGUGAGUGGAGGACAUGAAUGUUUAUAGAGAAAAUACUUAAAUUUGAAUAAAUAAAUAUAUGUUAGCAUUGUUUAGAAAUUGGAUUUUUGGUGAAUAGUGUUCUAAUUGCCGUAGCUAUAGUGCCUGUCCAAAGUUCAGGAUCUAAGAUUCAGGCCUGGAAGAAGUCUCUUAGGUCUUUUUCAAAGUUGCUAAAAUAAGCUACCUUUAUAUAAUAACGUCUUUACCCAAAGGCAUACUUAAAAAAUGAGUAAAAGCUAAAAACAUUCAGUUUUACACUUAAACAAUUGAUUAGAAUGCCAAGUUCUAAUGUAUAAUGCAGAAUCCAGUUUAAUUAUCCAUAAACUGAAACAAGGGUGAUUACAACUGAUCAGGAUUGUUUCAACCACUCAUAGGAUAUAUCAACUACAUUUCCACAACAAUGGUUGUUUGAAACAGAGGUUCUACAAUGUGCUGUUAAAGAGCAAGACCUGAUGUUUUCCACUUUGAUUGAGUGAUAACCAUGUAGCGGAGCUGCGAUAUUAAAUCCCAAUAUCUCCGCUGGUAGACGAAAAUAAUCCAACGAAAGCGCUGAAAGAAGGCAAUAUCCCAAAUCCCCCAGUAACCGGACGAAACACAGUUCUGGGAGUCAACUGGGGUUUUUAUUCACAAGCUCCAGUAUUUAUGCGAUUCCCCAUGCAAGGGGUUUCCUUAAUUACUUUACAGGGGUUAUAUAGUAGGGGACUACAUGGGGAACUGAACAUACAGGACAUUUCUCCCACCAUGCACUGCUGUACGAGAGGGAUACUCCCACAAGAAUAUCCUGUUAAGUGGAUUAUCCCUCUGUACAGCAGAACCGGCUUUUCACAUAAAAAUCUGUAACUGGUAUAAUAUUCGUGCCAAUGUACCGAAUGACCGAUCGGCAUAUAGCUGGGGUCUGAGCGCAUACUUUGUGAAAGUACCGCUCAGAUCCCAGCACAAUUAACCGAACGCCGCACGAAAUACGUAGUAACAUCAACUCUUCAUAAAAGUCACAAAUGCAUAAGUGGGGAAAAAGUCCCGAAAGACCGGCGCUCCCGAACGGCCUGGAAGUCCAGCGGUGUUUGUGCCGUUGAGUAGCCGAUUUUAGUUCCAGGCGCUCGACGACCAAACACCGCUGGGCUAAUAGUGAUUCCAAGAUGGCCGCCGCGUGGUUGGUAUCCGAACGACGGCCACCCUGGGAAUCAAUUAGCAGCCGAUCGAUACAAUGUUGCAAUCGGUUAAUGGGAGCCACAUGACCCCCUGUGUGUGGGCUCCCAUUCGGUACUUUGUUCGUUUGACGAACAGUGUUGAAAGUCACUGUUCGUGAAACUACUAUAUGAAUGCUAGCGGCUUUCGUGCCACUAGCAUACGGAUUCCCUCUAUCACAUUUUAAGCGUCACACACCAUAUAUAAAACAGUCUCUCCAGGGCAACCCUUAGAUAUAAAAAAAAUAGUCUUAGGUGGCUAGGUUUUGCCACAAUGCUCCCCCAGAACCAAGCCGGCUUACACAGUCUGAUCCCAACGGAUCGGCUUGGGGAUGUCCGGAGGAGUACUCACAGAUCAUUUUUCAAGUUCAGUUUGUCUGGAUAACCCGUCUGCGUUACCGUUUUGCUUUCCGGGGCGAUAAUGAAUGGUAAAGUCGAAUGGCUGCAGCGCCAAGCUCCAGCGCAGCAGCCUGGCAUUGUCCCCAGCCACACGGUUCAGCUACACCAAUGGGAUAAGGCUGCAAUUUUUUGAGGGCCCAAACCACAGCCAGGCAUUCUUUCUCAAUGGCGGCGUAGCAAACUUCUCGUGGUAAUAACUUUCUGCUUAAGUAAGAUACAGGAUGUUCUCCGCCAUCUGCUCCAACUUGGCUCAGCACUGCUCCCAAUCCAAACAUUGAUUGCGUCUGUGUGGACAAGAAAUCGUUUAGUUGGAUCAGGAGCAGCAAGUACAGGUGCAUUGGUCAAAGCAGUCUUGAGUUGUUGAAAUGCCUGAUCACACUCUGAGGCCCAGAUGACCUGUCGAGGAAGAUUUUUGCAUGUCAAGUCGGUAAGGGGUUUGGCUAGGGCACUGUAAUUUGAUACAAACUUCCGGUAGUACCCUGCGGUAUCCAGGAAGGCUAACACUUGGGUUUUUGUCCGGUGGGUAGGCCACUUAGCUAGAGCCUCUAUUUUGGCGGCUUUCGGUUUUUGCUGCCCACUCCCUACCCUGUGACCAAGGUACUGUACCUCUGCCAUCCCUAUGUGACACUUGCUGGGUUUUAGCGUCAACCCUGCCUCUCCAAUACAGUCAGUGACAGCUCCAAUAUGUCGCAGAUAGUCUGUCCACGUCUGGCUAUAGAUGGCGAUAUCAUCCAGGUAUGCACAUGCAUACUCCUGGAACCCAUCCAGUAGCCGAUCUACCAUCGUUUGAAAAGUAGCCGGAGCGUUUUUCAUCCCGAAUGGCAUGACUUGAAACUGGUACAGGCCAAACGGGGUGACAAACGCCGACUUGGGGAUGGCAUCCUUGGCUAAAGGAAUCUGCCAGUACCCCUUGCACAAUUCAAUCGAAGUGAGGUACUGGCCUCGUGCCAUCUUAUCUAGCAGCUCAUCUAUCCGGGGCAUCGGGUAGGCAUCAGACACUGUUUUGUCAUUUAGCCUCCAGUAGUCAACACAGAACCGUGUUGUGCCAUCCUUCUUGGGUACUAACACUAUCGGCGAUGCCCAGGGGCUAUCGGAAUGUUCGAUAACCCCUGGCUGCAACAUCUCUUCAAUUUCUUUCCGCAUAUGUUCCCUGACUGCUUCUGGGAUACGAUAUGGGGUCUGGCGCAUUGGUAGCUAUCCUGGGGUCUCUACCCGGUGAGUGGCCAGCGGAGUGUACCCUGGUAAAUUGGAGAAGGUGGCUCCCUUAGCCGCAAUUAACUCCUGUACCUGGGCACGCUCCUGAGGACUUAGCCGCUCCCCCAGCCGAACACCCGUGGAGUUCUCUGCCUGAUCUUCUCACUCUAAUAAAUCGGGUAGCGGAAGAUUCUCCUGAUCCUCAGAGGCUGACGCGCAUAUAGCUGCCACGUCCUCUACCCUCUCAUGGUAAGGUUUGAGCAUAUUCAAGUGGAGCAUGCGUCUCUUCCCUACCCCUGAGCAUGGGCCAAUCACAUAAGUGUUGUCACAUCUCUGUUCCACCACUUGGUAUGGACCCUGCCAGGUGGCCUGCAGCUUGUCAUUGCGGACAGGUUUUAAAAUCAAAACUUUCUGUCCCACCUGAAAGCUGCGGUCCCUGGCUCCCCUGUCAUACCAUCGGCGCUGGCGUUGUUGGGCCGCUUGGAGGUUGAUCCGUAUGGUCUGGGUUAGUGCCUCCAAGCGGCCCCUGAAUUCCAGCAUAUACGGUACAAUGGGUAUCCCAUCUGCACUGCUUUCCCCUUCCCAAUGCUCUCUAAUUAAAUUUAGGGGUCCUCUCACCCUCCUCCUAAACAGCAAUUCAAAGGGGGAGAACUCGGUGGACUCUUGAGGUACCUCUCGGUAAGCGAACAGCAGAUGGGGUAAAAAUCUCUCCCAGUCCUUAUGGGCUUCUCCAAAUGUACGGAGCAUCCGAUUUAAAGUUCCAUUGAACCUUUCACAUAACCCAUUAGACUGAGGGUGGUAUGCAGAAUUCACAAUAGGCUUAAUGCCACAUAUUUUCCAGAGUUGGUGGGUCUCUUCGGCUGUGAACUGCAUACCCCUAUCGGAGAUUAUCUCCUGGGGGAACCCCACCCGGGAAAAGAGUUUCAUUAAGGCUUCUGCCACUGUCUCUGUGUGAAUAUUAGAGAGGGCCACUGCCUCUGGGUACCGGGUGGCGUAAUCCACCACGGUUAAGAUGUACUUCUUGCCAGAUGGACUGGGUUUGGGUAAGGGUCCUAUUAUGUCUACGGCCACUCUACUAAACGGCUCCUCUAUAAUGGGUAGUGGACAUAAUUUGGCCUUGUGUAGGUCACCCCUUUUGCCUACUCUCUGACAAAUGUCACACGUCUGGCAGUAUUGUCUGACAUCUUUAGAUAUAACUGGCCAGAAGAAUGCAUGGAUCAGUCAGUAUCUUGGCUUUACCUGCCUGGUGAUUGAAGCAACAGUAGAUUCUGCUCUGGAGGGUAAAUCCUGCGGUCUGUGUGCCAUCACAUACUCCUGCACAUCUGCCAUCAGUACCGUCAGCAUUUCCAGAGAUACUGACUGGGGUAAGAAUUCCAGCCUGGUUUUCAUCUCUUUCUGGAAUGGGGUCUCUUCCAUGUCGGGUGUAGGAUUAGCACUGCGAGCUCUGUCUCCCUCAAUCAGUUCGGCAAUAAGUAGAGCUUUCGACUUAUUGCUGGCUAUCUUACCCCUGGCUUCCAAUAGCUCUUUCAGCGGAGCUGCAAUAUUAAAUCCCAAUAUCUCCGCUGGUAGACAAAAAUAAUCCAAGGAAAGCGCUGAAAGAAGGCAAUAUCCCAAAUCCCCCAGUAACCGGACGAAACACAGUUCUGGGAGUCAACUUUUUAUUCACAAGCUCCAGUAUUUAUGCGAUUCCCUGUGCAAGCGGUUCCGUUACAAACCAGUCACACAAAAAACGACUGGUUGCGUUACAUUGCUGUUUAUAAUGCCAUGUAUUAUUACAACUCCAGGUAUACUGCCAUAGCUAGUACUGUAAUUAGGCAUUGUACCCUGCGUGGUAUAUUUAUUUACAGUAAAAUAGUUAUUUACAGAUGGGGUUAAGGGGAGCUUUGCCUUGCUGAGAAUCAUGUGACUUACAUAUCAUGUUACCAUGAAGAAAGGUAGUUCGAACCCCUCAACACCCAACUUUAGACGACUAACACUGUGUAAUUCCAAGUCCUUAGAUUAAUGUGCCAAAGAGUCUCUCUUGCUCUGCCUGCCAGUCAAUUUCUUGGGAUAGAGAGGUCUGUCCCUAAAAAUUGAUUGACAGGUGGAUAAGGAACUUAUUUUUAAUUACAUUUUUUACACAGUACAUUUCCGCUAGCACAAUGUAUAGAUGAAAUAUAACUUACUAUUAAAUAAAGAGGUACAUUUUAAGGGUGUUACCUGCCUUUGAUAUUUCCAAUACUUUUAAAUGACUUGAAAAUCAAGUUUUAAAGUAAUGUUUAACAAUAUUUUUCCUACUCCUAUAGUUUUCUCUCACCAGUCUGUGUAUUUUUUUUUUUCCCUCCUAGGUGUCAGUGGGAAUUGGAUAGAAAUUGCUUAUGGCACAAGCUCAGGAGCUGUGAGAGUGAUUGUUCAGCAUCCAGAGACAGUCGGCUCUGGCCCACAGCUUUUCCAGACAUUUACAGUUCAUCGAAGCCCUGUAACAAAGAUCAUGUUAUCGGAAAAACAUCUUGUGUCAGGUCUGAUUGAUAACAGUUUAACAUAUUGUUUAUAAUUUCAACCAUCGUUGCUCCAAUACUUUGUGGAAUUUGAGGGUGGUUUUAUUAUACAAUCAACUACUAGAUAAAUGCAGACAAAAUUGUAUGUGUGACGCAAUUAACAUAUCACAUACCCUUGGUUAACAUGGUGAAUGCCCAACAUUUAGAAGCCUCUGUCUGUUAUAUUUUUGCAUUAAAGCAGCACUGUCACCCCUCCUGAAAAAUUUGUAUCUCAUUAAGAUAAAAUCUUUAUGAAAUGCUCAUUUUGACUCUGUUGGACUUUUACUGUAAUUUCCAACCCAGUCAAGAGAUAUACUGAGUCAAAGUAGUUACUUUGGAGUUCCAUUUAGGAGUUAAAUCACUUUUGUUUCUGGUUAUGCAGCACUAGCCACACCUUCCAUGGUUGUGACUUGCACAACCUGAAUGAAAAAACAUGGUUUCAUUUUAAUCAGAUGUUAACUUCCUUAUUCUUAAUUUUAUCACCCAAUCUUUAAAUUUAACUGUAUUCACACAGAAGGCUUUUGCAAGGUCUAGAAAGUUUUUUUAAAGAGCAGAAGAUAUACAAUUCUAAAUUAAACAGAAUUUACAAAAAAGAAAGUGUAAACUUUUAGAUGACUCUUUACAGUAAGUGUUUAGGAGGGACUUGCAAGUUGCAUGCAGGGAGGUGUGACUAGGGAUGCGUAAACAAAGUGAUUUAACUCCUAAAUGGCAGAUAAUUGAGCAGUGAGACUGCAGAGGCAUGAUAUAUACACCAAAACUGCUUCAUUAAGCUAAAAUUGUUUUGGUGACUAUAGUGUCCCAUUAAACAAACUUUGACAGAUCAAGAAUGAGUAUUCAAUUAAAUAUAUAAGCUGCUCUGUGACCCAGUUAUAAGAGAGAUUUCUAAAACCUGCAAGUCAACAUAUUGAUCACAAGUUAUGUUAAAUAUCAGCUUGUAAUUCCAUACAAAAUGAGCUGAAUUUUUGUUGUAAGAUUCCAUUUGUUGUUUCAAGUGUCUAUUUAUGAAGCAUAGAAUUUACUUUACAAAUUCAUCCACUUUGGCAAAUUUUUUCCAAAGAUUUUUCAAUUAAACAGGUACAAUUUCACUAUAUUGUCUGUUAGAAUCAUGCUAGAUAAACAGCCCCCAAAUCAUAUCAGCCACAAAAUGUACCUGGUAUUAAAAUAAAUAAAUACAACAGAAAACAAUACUACUAAGGUAAAAGAAGGGUUGUAUUAUUAUUUAGGGCGGCUUGGGAUUGGGGGGAUUUGGGCUAGGUGCAGUUUCCCUAAAUCAUUAUCAGUGGAUUUGGAUCAAACUAAAUAAGAGGAAUUGGUUACAGUCUGAGUCUUUGUGAAUAGCUACAAUAGCAAAUGUGACAGAUUUUUAACAAUUAACUGAUUGAACGCAAACUAGUAGUGCAAGUAAGGCUGAAGUAACGCAAUUUGCCUUUUGUGAAUAGCUGGUGUUUCACGUUUCAAACUUUUGUUUGAAACAGCUGAGUUUGAACAGCCAAAUGCCAUUGUGCUGAGUAUAUAGAUCUAAUUCUCUUUUAUUGUACUGUAAAGUUUUGACAUGAUUUAAGCAAUGUUAAUUUACAUAGUGGAUGCAUUUGUUAUUCUUUGAUCCUACAGUUUGCGCUGAUAAUAAUCACGUCAGGACAUGGACAGUAACACGCUUUAGAGGAAUGAUAUCGACACAGCCAGGCUCAACACCUCUCGCGUCAUUCAAAAUCUUGUCCUUAGAAGAAACUGAAAGCCAUGGAAGCUAUUCAUCUGGAAAUGACAUAGGUAACAUGUUAGUUUCUCUCAAAAUGUUACCCUGUGAGUUAUAUUACUCUGAAGCGCUGUUUUACCUGCUUCUAUUUUUACCUAUUUAUUUGCCAGUUCCCAGCUUCUUUCUAUUUCCAUAUUUUCCUAUCAUUGAUAACUUUAUCUACUUCACAGGUCCUUUUGGAGAAAGGGAUGAUCAGCAAGUAUUUAUCCAAAAAGUUGUCCCAAUAACAAACAAAUUAUUUGUAAGACUCUCUUCUACUGGAAAAAGGUAACUGUAGAUAUUUUUUUUUCCCCACCCCCAGAUAUCCUUAUUUUAAAAAGGAGACUGAACGCUAGCCACAGCUAGCUACAUAGUAUGAGCAUAUACCAUUAUAUCGGCAUAUUCUUUCAUCUCCUGUUGCGAAUAGUUGUGUUGAGAAUAAGGGAGAAUUGCUUUAGUAGAUUUUUUUGAUUCCCACUGGUAUAGCAUAUAUCUACGUACAUUUCCAACAUGUGUACUAAGCAUAUGAUAUUGCGUAUUAACUCGACUCCGUUUUGUCGCUAUCCUUUAAAUAAAUUACUAGCCUUAGCCCAGUAUUGUAAUUUAACAACAUUUGCAGUGACAAAGUUAGUUACCACUGGAGUUAAAUUUACACAAAAAUUAAUAAGUGCAAUUUGAAUAUUGUAUAAUUAAACUCAGUUUGUAUAUCUGCAUCUGCAUGCAUCAGGAAGUGGCUCAAUUAUUAGGCAGUUCUGCUCCUCCAGUUGUCUUCACGGAGAUGUUAUAUCCAUGUCUUAAAACCUGUCCAUAUGUAGCACCAAAACAGUUCUGUAUGGGAAUAAGUUAUAGCCAUUGGAACUUGGCCAUCUUGGAUUUCCCUUUUGCCCAGCGGUGUUUGGCCGUUGAGUGCCUGGAACUAAAAUCGGCUACUCGACGGCAUGUACACCGCUGGACUUCCAAGCCGUUCGGAAGCGACCGCCGGUCUUUCGGUACUUUUUCCCCUAUGGUGUAUUCGGGACUUUUAUGAUGAAUGUAUAUUAAAGUGUGUUUUUGUGCGGUGUUCAGUUAUUUAUGCUGGGAUCUGAGCGGUACUUUCACAAAGUGUGCGCUCAGACCCCAGCUAUCUGCCGAACGGUCAUUCGGUACAAUAGCACAAAUAAAAUAUAACUUACUGAUUUUUGUGUGAAAAGACGGUUCUGCUGUAUGGAAGGAUAAUCCACUUAACAGGAUAUUCUCAUGGGAGUAUCCCUCUCGUACAGCAGUGCAUGGUGGGAGAAAUGUUCUAUAUGUUAAGUUCCCCAUGUAGUCCCCUACUGUACAACCCCUGCAAAGUAAUUAAGGAAACCCCUUGCAUGCGGAACCACAUAAAUACUGGAGCUUGUGAAUAAAAUCGUCAGUUGACUCCCAGAACUGUGUUUCGUCCGGUUACUGGGGGAUUUGGAAUAUUGCCUUCAUUUUCAGAGCUUUACUUGGAUUACUUUCUGUACCAGCAGAGAUAUUGGGAUUUAACAUUGCAGCUCCGCUACAGUAUAGAUAAUAAUUGAGAUAAUAACUCAAUAGAAUGUGAGUGGAUCUUAUACAGAGCUAUUAUCUCAAUUAUUAUCUAUACCAUACUGUAUUGCACUAUUAUUGUAAUCUUUUUGUUGUUCUGAGGUCUACAGUAUUAUACCAUCUGAAGAUUUAUGUACAUAUAUUCCUUGUACAUUUAAUUCUGGGUGCGGUAUACGCUAUUUCUUUUGCUAUUUGUUCACUCAUGAGGUUUGGGAAUCCUUGUACUGUGUACUGCAGCCUACAAAAACUACCCAUUUAGUACGCUUAUCACCCCUGUUUGUGAACAUGUAAUUGACUGAUUGCAUACGCACUGGUAGAGUUCAAAAUGCAUAGGACAUUAUGGACUUGCUACUUCAUAUCAAACCCCAGCUCUUUACGCACCAAAUAUUAAAGGAACACUAUAGGGUUAGGAACACAAACCCUAAAGUGCUUAAAACACCAUCUAUCCCCCCCUCCAUCCCCCUUGCCCUUCCUAAAUAUAGUAAAAUCUUACUUUUAUUACAGUCUGUUCCUGAUCUGCCUGCUUAGCUGACAUCAGAAGUAUUGUGCCAAGCAUUGGAUUGGCUGGAAGUGUCAAGCAGGCAGAUCCGGUCCAGUGCCAGCACAAGCCAAACACAGUCCUGAACAAUCGGCAUCUUCUCAUAGAGAUGCAUUGAAUCAAUGCAUCCUUAUAAAGAAAGUUCAGUGUCUCCAUGCAGAGGGUGGAGACACUAAAUGGUAGUGCAGCACACUGUGCAGCACUGCCCCAGGAAGCACUUCUAGCAGCUAUCUGAGGAGUGGCCAGUGGCGGUAUCCCUAGGCUGUAAUGUAAACACUGCCUUUUCUCUGAAAAGACAGUGUUUACUGCAUAAAGCUUGAAGGGAAUUAUUCUACUCAACAGAACAAAUAAAAUAAACUGUAGUUGUUCUGGUGACUAAAGUGUCCAUUUAAGUAAACAAUCAAACACUUAAAUUAUUCACCCUGCAGCUGGUAUUUACUAAAAUGGAGGAGAGUGCCUUAUUAGCUUUUUCAUUCUCGGAAGGACAAGUAUGCUAAAUAAAAUCUUUUUAGAAAUAGUUUGCUCUACUAUAAGCACUACAGAUAAGCAUAACUUUUUCUGUUCUAUAUUCUCACUGUAUUUUGCUGUAACUAUGACUUCUGGUCACAUCUUUUUUUCAGAAUCUGUGAAAUUCAGGCAGUCGAUUGUACUACAAUUACAUGCUUUACUGUCAGAGAAUGUGAAGGUUCUAGUAGAAUGGGUUCUCGACCACGUCGCUACCUCUUCACUGGCCAUUCGAAUGGAAGUAUUCAAAUGUGGGAUCUAACUACAGCAAUGGACAUGGUGACCAAAACAGAAGACAAAGGUAAGUAAAGUGACAGUGACAUUGUCUAUUUGAAAUUAACAUGAUGCGUAGAAAAGUGUUUUGCCUAAUUAACUUUUGUUUUUAUUUUAAGAUGUCGGUGGUCCUACAGAAGAAGAACUGCUUAAGUUACUGGAUCAGUGUGACCUCAGUGCAUCUCGCUGUGCCACACCUAACAUCAGUCCUGCCACAUCAGUAGUACACCAAAGUCGUCUUCGUGACUCUAGCUCAAGGUAAAAUCGAAAUGGCUUUUGUGCGAAUUUGCUUAUAUUGACAUUUAUGAGGGAUCACACACAUUUACUUGAAUUUCCGUAAGAAAUAUCCAUAGUUAUUUGUCUGUAAAAAUUUUACAUUUAAUGCGGCAUGUUUUAUUAAUAUGUUGGAAAUAAUCUGCAUUCCGUUGCAUCUAUUCUCCUAUCCUUGGGUGGCUUAAUUAUAGAUCUUUAGUUCUCAUUUACCACAUGUAAAUAAUGUACUGAGAUCUGCAUUUUAAUUAUCUUUGUUCGAGUUUUACUCUGGAACAACAUAUGACUAAUACACUCAAAGCAGCUUCUAACAUUUAUGUAUUGGCAAUACUACUAGCUAAAGCAGGGUAAUAAUGCAAUUAUAAUGGCAUAAGUUUUAUCAGUAUAUUGGUUGAUGCACAAAGGAACCCCCCUCCCUCUCCAUACCUGAUAUGGCAGAAAGUUAAUUACGUGGUGUUUGGCAAAUUCAUUCUAUCUAUUGUCUUAAGGAAAAAAUAGGAGUGGCGCUUUGGACGUCCUUAAGUGCAGAUAUCUAAAAUGACAAAAAUGUGAAAAUGUAAGCAAGCAAAAUAAUUAUAGUGCAAUGUUCUGUCUAAUAAGAAGCAAGUUACACUUACAUUCAGGAGCUACAAUUUAGUGCACUGGAGCUAGCACUAGCACUACAAAACGUAGGAGGGUAUGAAACAAAUUAAAGGCAAACAAUACUGUAUUUGUAAAUGGUGGGUGCAAACAAAUAUAUACACGUCUGUGAUCCCCAAAAUGGUUCCUUAUGGUAAGUGUGGAGGUGUAUAAUCCUCACUGUAUAUUAUCUUGCAAUGUCUUCAGCUUGGAUAUGAUUAACCAAACAUACGUAUGUAGUGUGCACUGUAUUGUUUAAAAAAUAAAAAAAAAUGCCCUCAAAAAUAUUUUUUAAAUAAUACAUCUUUCAUCAUGUUUUCAAAGGAUUUUUUUAUUUAAUGAAGUACAUGUAAACAAAAUGAGAAAAAACUCAUCCCUAUCUUUAGUAUAUGACAGGAUACUUCAGCCAUGGACCUUUGGUCAGGCAGUGUUUGAAAACAGACUGUUAGUCUCUAUGGUCUUCCUGCAUUGCAUUUAUAUAUGUUUGCACCUAUCAUGCACAAAUAUACUGCUCUAUAUGGUUUCCCUCCAAUUUGCUGAGAAUGUUAUAUGUAGGGAGAAGUGCAUCUCUAUCCAUGAGCAGAGAUUACACUGUUUAAACACAUAUGUUGGAGCUAGACCCUAGCUCAUGGAAGUGUGCAUGCUCUUUACUACUUAUUGCCUCUUAUUUGAAAGAAUAUAGUACACUAUCCGUUUUCCCCUUGUCUACAUCUCAGGACUUCCAAGGCACCACUCCCACUUUUACCUCAAGUCAUACUGCCACUAGCCAGAGAAGCAAGACCUCUGGCUCGGUUGUGUUGGUGCCUACUUCGCUUCACCAAUAUCCUUCUCUGCUCUUGACCAUUUGUAUUGUACACGUUGUCUAUUGGCUGUUCUCCUACAUUUCCCAUAUCUAAUUUUAUUGUUGAGGAUGUACUGUAACAACAAGAUGCCCCCAUUAAUCCUUAACUUGCAUUACACACAGACUGAUUUUUGAAUCAUCACUUUUAAACUGCAUUUAGGAAGUCAGUAAAAAUAGACAACUUCUCUGUGACUUUCAUCCUUUUUCAAGGAUUUCUUGUAAACACGUAAUAAUGGUCAUUGUUAUUGUUUCAACUAAAGAUGCUGUUUCACCUUUGGAGACAGAGAAAGGGCUUUAUGUUAUUAAUCAGCCUUUAUAUGCAUAGCACAACAUAGAUCUGUACCACAGACAGCCACAGGCAGCCUCCAUGAGCAUUCACUUGGUUCUGACAAAGAGGGGGUCGAUAGAUUGGUUUGUAUAAGGAGCCUUAGCUGUGAAUUGGAAAAUAAGUGACAGCAUUUUGCAUGGGAACAAAAUCAUUCUUGCACAAGACUAGAGCGUAAACCCUUAAGGACCAAACUUCUGGAAUAAAAGGGAAUCAUGACAUGACACACAUGUCAUGUGUCCUUAAGGGGUUAAAGGAACACUAUAGCGUUAGGAAUUCAAAUAUGUAUUCCUAACGCUAUAGAGCCCUAGUCACCUAAACAGUAAGUAGGGCCCCUUCCGCGGCAAUUAAAUAGUAACCAUUUAUUUGCUUAACUUAAUCUAACGUCAGGCUCCCUCGGCACUGGUGACCUCUCCUCCUACAUUGAUGUCAGCUCCCGAAUGGAGCCGAAUGCGCAUUCAAACCCACCUAUAGCAAAGCGUCAAAUAACUGUGAUUUACUCUGUGUAAAUUGCGGAAGCACCUCUAAUGGCUGUCAGGGAGACAGCCACUAGAGGCUGGAUUAACACUGCAGUGUAAACAUAGCAGUUUCUCUGAAACUGCUAUGUGUUCAGCUGCAGGGUUAAAAGUAGGGGGACCUGGCACCCAGACCACUUCAUUGAGCUGAAGUGGUCUGGGUGCCUAUAGUGGUCUGUGCAAGACAAUAUUAAUUUAUUAUUUUUAGAUGCAUUACAAUAUACAUGUAACAAAACUUCUUUUUUUUUUAAUUACACCAAACUCUCCUUUAUUUGUGUUUCAGUUUACAACUUCACCAUGAAACAAUUCAUGAACCUGCAACCUAUGGCUCCGUAAGGCCCUAUCGUGAGAGUCCACUGUUAGCCAGGGCAAGAAGAACAGAAAGCUUUCACAGCUAUAGGGAUUUUCAUUCUUUGAGCUUUGGCAAAAACACGGUCGAGAAGGCAAUGUCAGAAAAUGGGAGUGUUUUGGUUAAAAAUGAAGCAAAACAGUCUGAUUGGGAAAGCAGCUCCCUUGAUAAAAAGGGUGGAACAACGAUAAGAGCCAGCAAAGUUCUAGAAGGCAUUAUGGAUGCUUGUAAAAUACAGGAAAACACAGAUGUCCGGAAAAAAUCUGUAGAUGACGACAACGAAUUAAAGUCAGAAAAUAAAAAGAAAAGUGGAUUCGAUGGAGCUUUUUUGGGAAGAAGAAAAAUUUCUCAAGCACCUGUUUUAGGCUCAUCACCAAGUUCAGGGGAUGGUGGAAAUGAAUCACCCGGUACAGCAUCACCAUCUCCUACUAAAUCCACCACUUCUCCACGUCGUAAAAAAAGUGACUCCUCCUGCCAAGACUAUGCCUUGUGAAAAUGGCAAUUUAAAAUGCUUAUUAGCUUUUCUAGCAUGUCCAUAAACAAUCUCAAAACACGCUGGAAUUUAAUAUUUGUUUGGCUGCUUAUCUGUACAACCAGAUUUUAAAGAAACAGAGUUUUUUUUUUUGCCCUUGCUAAUGACUUGAGCAUACAAGCAAAAACACUAUUUAUUUUGGAAAUGUAGAAAGAUUGUGUACAAACUGCUCCUUGUUUUGUAAUAUAGGAAAACCAAAGGAGUUUUACCAUCUAUGCAGAUUUUCUGCAAAUAUACAUUUUAUAAAUUAUACAUUUUUUUUAAUUCUUAAUUGUUUACAUAUGCAAGUAAUAACUUAUCGAUUUAUCAAAAGUUUAUUUAUCCUAUACUGAGCACUGAUACAGUAAAUAGACAUAUCCUAAAUAUUUAAUUUUAUAGAAACAUGGCAUAAUUUGCACGAGGCAGAGUAGUUUGCAUAUAUGUGUCUGUAUAUAUACAGUGUUUGAAUUGAAACAAAAAUAUAUAUAAAUGUAUGAAAAUAUUGCACUUGGGUAAUGUAAAGACUGACUUCUCCAAUAUAACUUUUGGAUAAAAAAAAUUUUGCAUUAACUUAUAGCAUUUCAUUUUUUCCAGAUUGGGGGAAGAAAAUAAAGUAAUGCUAGUAAAUGCAUUGUAUGGAUAAAACUGACAUAUCGUUCCAUUUGUGUGGUUUGUUUGUUUUUUUAAGAGCACUAUGCUGUAAUGUAAUUUUAAACAAUCUAAUAAUGUUAUAUUAAAAUAUAUAUACAUUUAGAAAAUAUUCAGGUUUUUCCUCUUUGGUUUGACUUCUUCAUUAUCUUGUUUGGAGUUGCUAAAAAGUAGUCUUUUUUUAAGUUGGUUAUUUUUAACUAGGAGUUCAAAAACAGGCGUAAUCCUUUGAGAUCUAAAAAUUGUGGACAGAGGUUGGUAUUUCUUUAUUCAAUAAAUCUGCUUGACUUGAAAUUAUUAAAAUGCAGUUUUUCUUUUGUUUUUUUCCCCUGUCUGCUGCUGCUUAGUACAAUAGGAGAGUAGUCCCUAAAGUUCCCCUUUUUUUGUUUUUUGCAUACCUAUAUAAAUCCAUAGCUGACUCCCUGAGCUUGCUCACUUGGAGUUGCUUGAAAGUAGUCUCUUACUACUUAAAGCCUAUACCAUCGUGCAGUGCAGGGCUUUAAUCAUACAAUAAAAAUACCUUCAGAG